Messenger RNA from Pelobates cultripes (western spadefoot toad), 52983 nucleotides. The record is from the annotation of a GenBank genome assembly. Lineage: Eukaryota; Metazoa; Chordata; Amphibia; Anura; Pelobatidae.
AUGUUUUUCAGACAGAGGAAUCUAAAACUGUUUUCACUUCUCUUGAUAUUAUUAGCCAUUACCUCUUUUCUUGUAAAUUACAACCAGAAUGCUGGAUCAUAUACGUGGAGUCCUGACAAGUACUUUACAAGAUUUUCAGAUCGAUUUCGUAGAUUCAUGACAUUUUCUCGAAGGAUUUGCAACUGUGAUACAUGUGUAGCUGAAUCAGAAAUCUCACCCUGGUUUGACGAGAGAUUUAAUCAGUCCAUUCCUGCUCUGUUGACUAAGCAAAAUAAUAUGAUCCCAGAAAGUGUGUAUCGAUGGUGGCUGGUAAGUUCCAAGUAUACAUUGUGGUUUCACAAGUAAAUGUGCUGGGUUGAUGGUUAAAAUGUUACUUGAGAUGUUCCUUUUAGAAAUUAUUUUAAAACAAUAUGACUAAAAGAUUCUUAUUUUGUAUCGUACAAUGCUAUGAAAAUAUUAGCCAUAAUGAUCACAAUAUCUGAUAUUCUUCUUCUUAUGAACAUAGAUGUCUACAAACUGCAUAACAAUUUUUCAAAACCUCUAAAGUAAUUUAAAAAAAAAUAUAUAUAUAUAUAUAUAUAUAUAUAUAUGUAGCUGCGGAGAUCUUCCGCAGUCAAUUAGAACUUGAGAUUCCAACAUGUGAAUUGCUAAACUACCAGCAUUCCACUGUGCAGAGAGACUUGUGCCUAAUGUUGCACAAUGCCAGUUUUGUAAAAACAUUCUGGGUAGCUAUAAAUACUUGUUAAUGUUACUAUUGAAAAAAAAAUAAGAAAUUUGAUGGCCUUAACACUUUAAAAUGAAUAUAAUUUUGAAUUGUAAAAAUAUAAAAAGAAUAGUGUGUACUAGUGCUUAAAAAAAUAUGGUUAGCAGCUCAAAGCACCCUUGUAUGAUUAAAGGAACACUAUAGUCACCUAAAUUACUUUAUCAUUCCCCUGCAAUUUCAAUCAAUUCACUGUCAUUUAGGAGUUAAAUAACUUUGUUUCUGUUUAUGCAGCCCUAGCCACACCUCCCCUGGCUAUGAUUGACAGAGCCUGCAUGGAAAAAAAAACUGGUUUCACUUUCAAACAGAUGUAAUUUACCUUAAAAAUAAUAUCAGGAAGUAUUACUUUACUGAGAGGGUAGUGGAUGCAUGGAAUAGCCUUCCAGCUGAAGUGGUAGAGGUUAACACGGUAAAGGAGUUUAAGCAUGCGUGGGAUAGGCACAAGGCUAUCCUAACUAUAAGAUAAGACUAGGGACUAAUGAAAGUAUUUAGAAAAUUGGGCAGACUAGAUGGGCCGAAUGGUUCUUAUCUGCCGUCACAUUCUAUGUUUCUAUGUUUCUAAAUAAUUGUAUCUCAAUCUCUAAAUUGAACUUUAAUCACAUACAGGAGGCUCUUGCAGGGUCUAGCAAGCUAUUACCAUAGCAGGGGAUACGAAAAUCUUAAUUAAACAGAACUUGCAAUAAAGAAAGCCUAAAUAGGGCUCUCUUUACAGGAAGUGUUUAUGGAAGCCUGUGCAAGUCACAUGCAGGGAGGUGUGACUAGGGUUCAUAAACAAAGGGAUUUAACUCCUAAAUGGCAGAGGAUUGAGCAGUGAGGCUGCAUGGGGCAUGUUCUAUACACCAAAACUGCUUCAUUAAGCUAAAGUUGUUCAGGUGACUAUAGUGUCCCUUUAACCUUACUUUCCUCACCCAAAAUGGUAAAAAUAUACAAAGUCAUAAGUGCAAACAGUAAAUGACGUAUACAGUAAUGGAGCACUAAAAAAAGUGUCUGUUUAACCUUCUUGGUAAAAUAAUAGCUGGGGGGCAACAUAAAAAAGAAAAAACAAUUGGAUAUAGGGCAGAUGGUAUAAAAUAUGAUGGAACGUAGCAGCAAAGGUAACUACCGUAGAUACACUUACAUGUAUUGGAGACUGGGAUUAUUAACUAAUUGAGCAGAUAUGCCUUUGAAGGAAGCAUCACACCUUUCUUCCCACAGCUUGUCACUCAAAGAGAGAACAGGAAUGGACCAAUGUAGUCUGUUGCAUUCAAUGGAGUUUAGAUGAGAAAUAUAAAAUUGCUCACCUUAAAUAGAGUCUUUGGCUCUAAGGGGGUGGGUGGGGGGGGGGGGCUGGGUGACCACAUCCGUAUACCCACAAGAACUGGAUACUGAAAACCACUAAAAUGUAAGUACUGUAGAAAUGUAUAUAAAAUAGCAACAAUACUUUAUUGAUAUAUACAUAAACACCACUUUGUGUGAAAACUAAAUUUAGAUAAUCCCCUUAAUGUGCACACAGUGGAAUAGUGCAGCGCUAGGCAAAAGGCUUACCCAUACAAUAUAGGGCGUUCCGGUUACAUAUGAGAAACGCCCUAUAUUGUAUGGGUAAGCCUUUUGCCUAGCGCUGCACUAUUCCACUGUGUGCACAUCAAGGGGAUUAUUAUCUAAACUUAGUUUUCACACAAAGUGGUGUUUAUAUAUCUGUUUUUCUGUGUUAUUAGGAGGACCCUAAGAGUGCUACAGCUGCUUUAAGAUACUUGAUAUUAUAUUAAAAUUACUAAGCGCCUUAUUUUUUCUUUCUCUGAAAUACUUUAUUGAUACUUACAAAAAAUAAAAUAAAAGUGCAGUAAAAACAAUAGCUAGAAACAUUAAAGCCAAAACGCAUUUAGUCAGAUUUGCUAUUUUCAGACUGAAAAAGCUAGUACAUCUGGCGAAAUGCAUGUUGGCACUUUUUUAGAAGUUAUUGGCUAUUGUUUUUACUGCACUAACAUUUUUUUUUUAUUUUUUUUAUGUUGCCUCCUCUGACUUCCUACCUAUUAUUUUACCAAAAAGGGUAAUGCCACCCAUUUUAGCAUUCCACCACUGUAUAAGUGUUUCAUUUACUUUUGCACUUAUCACUUUGUAUAUAAUUAUGAAAUUAAUUAUAAAUUUAAUCUCCCCACUAAAUUCUUCCCUCUUUAUCUGCGUUGUAAUGCAGUAUCUCUCUUCUCCCACGCAUUUUGUGUCUUUCUAUCUUCUCUUUGUUAAAAAUAAUUUACUCUACCCCAAAAUAUAUUUCCCAUAUUUCAGGGGCAUUUGUAAUUACACUACUGACUGUUCUUUCUUGAUCUGAUGUAAAAAAUAUCAAUGGCAUCCCCAUUAUUUUUCCUUCCUCUGUGAUGAAAGUUGAUAAGAUUUGUGAGCUUCAGACAUGGAAAGAAAAGGUUCCAGGGGGUUAGGCAAGUUUCGUUAUGCUCUACUUGCAAUAAAAGUUCCUGCAGAUGCAUAACAGACAAAAACAUAUACCUGAUCUCCAAAAAUGUUGCAAUUUGAGAAUACUAAGUCAUUGUACACACAGUGUCUGUACAUUUUCUUUAAGGGACACUAUAGGCACCAGGGCCGGAUUAACAUAGGGGAUGAUGGAGCUGCAGCUUCAGGCCCAUGCACAUGGAACCUCCGAGGCCUAUUGUUAAAAAAAUAAAAAUUAAAAAUGUUCUUAUGACUGCAGCCUUUGUAAGUCCUCCCCUUUUUUCCCAGAAGAGACUUUCAGUCUCUUCACAGGGAUAUAACUCUGACUUGGUCUCCACGCGCACAAGCUUAGGAGCUUGUCUGAGGUCUGUGAGGGAGGGGGUGGCAGGCACGCUAAAGUAGAGCAUGCCUGUUACUUCCAUUAGCUCAGGAGAGAGAAUGGAAGUUGGAAAGAAUCCUUCCUUGCUGUUUGACAUCCAGGGGGAGUUCCCUUGGUAAUUUAUGAAAGUGCUGAUUUCUCAUAGAAAUCUAAACUUUCAUAAACUGGGGUUAAACUAGAGUACUCGUCACCAGGCUUGAAGUGCUUUUGGGGUGUGAAGUGGUCCUUUAAGUAUGGAAACUUUAAAGGGAUGUAGGGGAACAAAACUUGUGUGGACUGGCUGACAAUGAAAUUAGUUAAGGUAAAGCUGACUUGCUGUUUCAGUCUCUCUAACACUGUGGCAUGUUUCCUUUCUUCUACAUUCACUAUAUACACAUUUCCUCUGUCCCAGACUGUAUACCAGGAGCUUAUGCCUGCUAGUAAGAUGGUAAGGAGAGGAGUUGACCAGCAAGUGCUAGGGGACAGUCCUUAGAAAGCGUGGAGCGAGUGCACAUUACACAUAACAAAUUUAUGCCAAGCUCAGGGUGCUGUCUGCAUAUUAUGCCCUUGGUUGGUCAUCCUGCGUGAUUGGCAGGUGGCAUGAAGUGCAUUUGCACCAGAUACAUGAUGCUUGGGAUGUAUAGUUGUUUUAGAGUUUUCUGUCGAUAAGAUUCAGUAAUUAGGCCCAUCAUAAUUGUCAGCACCAGGCCCAAGGGCUCUUAUUCUUGCUCUGCAGACCACUUCAUCUGAUUGAAGUGGUCAAGGUGCAGUGUCCCUGCCCCUGCUCCUUUAACACCAGGGUGUGAAACAUUGUAGUUUUAGAGAAAAUGCAAUGUUUAUAAUGCAGGGUUAAGACAGCCAUUAGAGGCGCUUCCUGUUGUUUUACAGAGUUUGACUCUGUGAAUUCAUGCUGGCUUGCCCUAAAAGAAAUGCAUUAAUUUAAUGCUUUCAUUCGGAGAAGGCUUUAUGUGCGCACGGCACUUGCUGCUCAUGCGCAUUAGUCUCCCCCUCGAUGCUGACAUCAGAGAAGAUGGAGAAAGAGGCAGCAAAUGGAAUAAGGCGAGGUUAGACAGAGGUUUUAACACUUUAGCACAAGAAGGGGGCAGAGGAACACCUGCCUGCUCGGAAUACAAAGCUGUUGUAUAAUAACAGAAGUGUUCCUUUUAGUGAUAUGAAAUUGUAAGUGGUGUUGGACCUUCUUUAAUGCCAUUCUGUUUAUCUAUUCUUACAUUGUGUUUGUAUCCAUCAUUGACCUUCUAAGUACCAUAAACACAAAUCUGGGAAUCUGAAAUGUCCAAUUAGUCUUGCAGUUGACCUUUUCAAACCCAACACUGCACACAGAGCACCAGUGUCCCAUUGAUUUUUCUGUUAAAAUGUGUUCCAAGAAUCCGUAUUGACAUAUAUCCCCGUAUCAUGUAUGCGUAUGGUUAAGGAAUGUUUAGAUAUGAAUUAGAGCUGUACAUUUUUUUUCCAAUAAACUCUCCAACCACAGCAUGACCUUGCUGUUCUAUUUUAAUUCCAUCCAUUACAUAAAAACACAAUACUCUGUCACAAGAAGGCUAAGUGUAGCUGUAGAAAAAUAUAGUUUUUUUUUUGUACUGUAAUAUGAAGUAUUUUAAUAUAUUAUAAAUACAGGAUGAAGAUGACAAUUGUAAUAAUAUUAUGAUAAUCUAGUUUAGGGAUAGACCCUAAUAUACAGCUAUCAUAUUCCGCAACGCUUUACAGUUAUACUGCUGGGGGAGCAGGGGGGAUAAUAACAAAGAAAGGGGGAGGGACAAGCACGAACAGGUGUCUAUCUCCAAAAAAAAUAAUAAUAAUCACAUGUCACAUGUUAGAAUUUCUGUAGCGCCAACAAAUUCCACAAAACUUUACAAUUAUAGAAAAGGUGAUAUAUUUUUGCUUGAGCCAGCUUAGAUUCACAGCUUUUUCUAGCUGGUCAUGAGAUGUUGAGGGGUUCCUGCAUUUUGUUUUUUAUUCAUGAAUUAAGGAGAGCUACCUGUUUGCGAACCAGGUUUAUGAAAUCUGCGAUGUUUAAUUUAUUCUCUGCUAUUUUCCUUGUAAUCGACAGCGUCUUCAAAGUGAAAGAAAUCCCAAGAAUAUCAACAAGACCAUUCAAGACUUAUUUGAAAUUAUUCCGAGUGAUGUUGACUUGAUGGACCAUAGUCCGUAUCGCUGCCGGAGCUGUGCCGUGGUGGGGAAUUCUGGUAACCUUAAGAACUCUGAGUAUGGAGCAGAAAUUGAUGACCACGACUUUAUAUUGAGGUGGGUAAAGAUGCAUGAUCAUUUCUAGAAUGUUUAACCCCCUAAUCAAACCCAGGAUUUAUAAUAAUGUAAUAAUAAUAUAUAUAUAUAAUACAUUUACAGUAGAUUGUAAUCACUCUUAAAAAGCAACAUCAGCCAUAAUAAAAAAAACUAGUGUAUUGAGUGGAAUCCCAACAGUCGAUGGAAUUGCAUACAAAAGGAAGGAGCAGUCAUUAAAAAAAAAAAAAAGGUUAAAUGUGCUGAUGCUAUACCAUUCAAAGUCAUGAAAAUCAUUUGAUAAAAAAUACCAAGAACCAGUCGAAAUAUUAAAGGAAAGGGAUUAACACACUGUAACAUAAGCUAAAGCCAGAGCCAGACUUAAUAUCGUUUGCACAUUCCAACAGUAGGUGGCGCUGCAGAAAAUAUACAUUGUUAUUGAAUGAACAGUUUAUUCACAUUCUCUCUGUGACCGCAAAAAAAAAAAAAAGGUUUUACGCUAUUUGUGUAAAUAAUAACUGAAGAAUGUAUAGUUAUUAAAAACCCUUGUCGUCAAAUUAAGGAAAGCAAGUAAUGUUUUACUGCGUUUUAAAAAUGUUAUUUUGUAAUAUGGUGCUCGUCACAGAACAGUCCUCCCAUAUCCUCAAAACAUUUACCAUCAGUUCAUCCCAUUUUGUAUUUUUCAUUUUCAUCACUCACUUUUUGCUGUAUUCUCCAUUUCGCUUCCCCAUGAUCCAUUUCCCAACUUGUUUCUUGCUGUCCUGUCCUCCGCUAUCACCUCACUUCAUUUGCAUUAGACUUACCCUGAACCUAUUUAUUCCUCUCUUUUUAGUCUAAUUUCUUUCCCCGGCCUUCAUUCUCUCUUAAAGGGUUACUGUAACCCUUUUUUCAAAAAUCUCUUCUUAAAGUGAAUAUGUCCUGUUAGGCAAUAUUAAUUAGCCCCCCACCCCCUCCUAAAUGUAGCACUGAAACUUGCAACAAAAAGUUGUUACUUGCCUUGGAAUCCAGCACCGGAUGAAGCUUCUAUUCCACGCCUCUUCCCGACACCACCAAAGUCCAGAGGCUUCUCAUAAAGAAGAUUUUGAACUGUUUUGCAGGCUUAGAGUGCAUGCGCAGUCAGAGAGGGGAGGGAGUUGGGAGGGGAUUUAAAGGGAGAAGUUGUACAUCUGUCACAAGCUUACUGUGCACUGACUACGACAUUUUUGCAAAUAAUUGAUAUUAGGCAGUAAGGAACUUAGUCACAUGUUCCAAGGGCGUAACUAUCCCCAUGCACAAAAGUGAUUUUACAUCUGAAAGUGCAGUCUUGAGCUGAAACGCUGCACAUCCAGACUCUUACCACCAGGACCACUUCAAAUCACUAAAGUGGUCAUGAUGGUUGGAGGGACCCUUUAAACCCACAUAUUAAUGCUAUUCUCCCAGUUAUAAUACAUUAAAUUUUUACAUCUCCCUGCUACAAUGUCUCCCUCCUACCACUCUUUCCCCAUGAACGCUUAACUCUUGUAAUUGUCUUGUUUUUCUGUCCGGAUAUUUCCUUGCGUCUGCCAGACAGAGGACAGACGUUUGUGUCCAGCCAAACCCGGACCUACGGUUUCCUUAGCAUUAUCAGAACAACUUCAUAAGCACAAAGUCCUUACAGGUAUUCCGUUAUAAAUGACAGAUUGUACAAAAUCUAGCCAACGCACAACUUGGUUAAAGGUUAGAUUGCUCCCUACAUAAUACACACAUGGUCCAAGUCAAACAGGAAAAUAUAUGCCUUAGAAUGCAAGCUCAUUUGAGCGAGGCUCUCGGCACAUUUUGUUCCUGUACUUCCGUCAUGUCUUCUGAAAACUACUUGUUUGUUAGUCCACUUAUUAAAUAGCACUACAGAGUUUGUUGCCACUUUAUAAAUCAUAAUAAUAUGCCUCAGGUAACCUCAAAUUAAGCAUGGCGUAUUGAAAUAUUUAGGUUAUUUCCAAAAAUGAAUACACUGCUAAAACUAUUUUUAUGCAUGACUACACAAAGAGUAAUAGGAUUAAAUUAUAUAGUAAUGAAAAGCAGCUCCUGUUUGUCUUCCAUACAAACAAACCCCUCUCUUACAUAACACAUAAAACAUAACACAGGGUAAUACCCUAAAAUAUCACCGGUUUAUUGAAUAGACAGUUUAUUGUUUACAUUAUAGAUUAAUAGUUUUCAUUCUCAACAUCUUUCUUCACCCGUCUCACCGGUGCUGUUAGGACUCUUCAAACCAUAGCUUCAGUUCCCCUGGCAACAAGUCUGUCCUAUGUUAAAAAAAAAAUAAUGUACACACAUUUAAUUCUAGUAUAAAACCCAACAGAUUAAAUGAUUUGCUAAAUGUAUAAAUACAGAUUGUUUAGAAUAAUAUGAAUUUUUAAAUAAAAAAAGGGUGUUCUUAAAUAUAUCUCCCAGAAAAUUAUGUAAUUUAAUUUCAACAUUAAAGGGAACUGUCAUUUUAAUUUUCCAGUAUUUUUCUUAUUAAAAGUAUCUAUCUGCUAUAUGUCACAUAUAUCUGUGAGAUGUGAAAAAUAACAUUAAAUGUAGAAACCCACACUACUUUAUUCUGCAACUGGACUCCUCCAUCUUAACUCCCUGUCAGUCAUUGUUAGACGCUCUGUGCUUUGCCCCUAGUAUAGAAAACAUACAAGCUGUACUUAGACUGAACUGAAUUAUUAGUGGCAUUUGCUAAAUCUUUGAUAGUAAUUAAUUAGAAGGUUACUCCAACCACCAUGACCACUUCUGCUUUUACAAUUGGUUAUGGUGGUAGGAGUCUGUAUGUGCAGAGGUUUUGCCUGAAAUGCUUCACAUACUGAGAUAUUUGCACCUCCGGCACACGUGACGGUGGAAGCAUGGAACUGCCAAAUGUCGAUUCUAUGCAAAAAAUAUAGGAGGUCUAAAGAAUAAUGCCCAAUAUGGCAUUAUUUUUUUGUUUUGUUUUUAACAAGCCAGCAAAUAAGGGUUGUUGCAAUCCUUUAAAGGAAUAUAGAUUGUAAGAUUAUUCAAGCAGGCUCCUCAAUAACCUCUUGUUUCCAGUUAAUAUUUGUGAUAGUUUGUAUCUUAUUUGCUAGACUUGUGCAAACAUUUGUAUCGAAUAGUUUGUCCGUCUUAAUCAAAUGCCUUUUAAUCCAAUCCCGGACGAAUCGAUCAUUAUUGAAUAAGACUUUACAGGUAAAUCCCAAACAAUUGAAUUGUUCAAACAUUCUAUUCACGGGGGCAACCCUAAUGGUACAAUAUCUUACAGAGCUGAGGAAAAGGGAGCACCAGUUGGGUCACUUAUUUUAGCAGAUUUUGGACUUCCUGCACCAUUUAUUAAGAAAUUGGCAGUCCCACCAAAUGUAGUAGUACUUCACUCAUUACAGUACCACUAGUAAGAAAAAUGAGGAAGAUGAUAAAUACCAAGGAUUCGAAUGUUACCACUUAGUUCCCAGUGUGUGAGACAUCUUGAAGUUGUUUUCAUAGCAAAUGCGGCUUUUUACCAUUUAUUGCAGUACAUUCUUUCUCUCACUCCUUCUCCCAUUUUUGGUAAUUUUGCCGAAGCUGUUAAGAGUUAUAACAAAUCGAUAUUGAUCCUUUAAUGGGGAGUUGGCCGUUGAAAACGUAGAGGGAUUUUGAAAAAAAAUUAUUUUACAUGGGCUGUUUAAGUUUGCAGAGAUAAUCAGAAAUCAGAAAUUGAUAAUCCCAGUUAAUGUCCAGCUUUUAAUGGAUGAGUCUUGCAGCAGUAUAAGUAAAAUUGUUAGAGGAGUAUAUUAUGGACACUUGUUUUGCCAGUCCAGGUGCAUUUAUUGAACAUUGUGAAAGAGGAACAGAGUCACAUGUUAAAGAGUGUAUUUAGCUUAGUUAAGCAGUUUUGGUGUAUAGAUCAUGCCUCUGCCGUUUUACUGCUCAAUCCUCUGCCAUUUAGGAAUUAAAUCACAUUGCUUAUGCAGCUCUAGUUACACCUUCCUGCAUGUGACUUACACAGCCUUCCUAAACAUUUCCUGUAAAGAGAGAUGUAAUGUUUAAAACUUCCCCUGUAGCACAUUUGUUAAAUUUAGAAUUUCUUACCUCCUUAUUUCUUAUCUCCUGCUCUUUUUUACCUAUGUGUGAUCAAAGUUAAAUUUACAGAUCAGUACUCCCAGGCACAGCCCAGCCCGGUACCACUACCUAACAGUGCUGUGGCGCGAUGGGGGACCUCCUCAUACUCACCAAACUGCCUUAACAGAGGAUACCAAUCACCAUAAAACCCACGAUCCCCACCAGGGACAACAAGCCCACGACAUGCUCAUCACAAGACAGGGGACUUAUGCAACCAUACCCUCUUACUACGCCUCGGCUGGACACUGGAAGAGCACUGACUGGGAGGACUCCCACCGCCUACUGCUCCGGGCACUAACCCGACGGCUGAUGGGGAUCGGUUAGACCACACAGGCUGGACAUUACGUUAUUUAGUACAGAUGCAGCACACUAAGCUUAACACAAUAUGUGCACUCAAUUUUUUUUUAUUUUUUUUUGCCUAUACCUGAGCUGGCCAUCUUGCAAGCAAGCGACAUAUUAUAUAUAAUUAUUAGCCCUAGUGGAAUCUUAACAAUCUAGAAAUCGCUAAACAAAUGUCACUAUACCUUUCACUCAUGCAUAAUAUGCCAUAGAAAUGCCUAAAUCUAUAGUGCUAAAUGUAUGAUCCUUCGCUAUGUCUAUACUCGUAUCUUACCUUUUCUGUUGAGCAGCAUAGAAGAACUCCUAGAUAAGCAACAUUACUAUAUAAAAAUGUGCAGUACUCUUUCAUGCCUAACUAAUGUACCUAUAUGUUAGCAAACUGCUUACCCUAGCUGUUGUGGCACUGUAAGCCUGAUGUGAUAUAUCCGUGCACAAAUAAAAUAAAGAAUUAAAAAAAAAAAAAAAUUACAGAUCAGUAGAUAAAAAAAUCUCUAAAGCAAGUUAACAACUGAUUUAAAAUGAAACCUUUUUUCAUGCAGGCUGUGGCAGGGCAGUCACAACCAUGGAGGGGUGGCUAGGACUGCAAACAAAAGUGAUUUAACUCUGAAUGGCAGAGAAUUAAGCAGUGAGACUGCAGGAGGAUGAUCUAUGCACCAAAACUGCUUCAUUAGGCUAAAGUUGUUGUCCUGGCUAUAGUGUCCCUUUAAUGUGCAUCAGGCCUUGUGUAGAAUGGGUUGUCUAGUGGUGGGUGUCUGUGUGUAAACUGGUAUGUUAUUUGUGCUAAAAAUAUAUAUAAUCAUUUUCAUGAUUUGGGGUACUAACAGCUAGGCUUUUUUAGACUAACUUUACAUUUUCAAUUGAGUAGAAUCCAGUACUUAGUGAAUAAACCCCAUUAAAUGUAAAGCAUCAACAGCAUGCCAAUAAACUAAACAGAACACAUAGUGGAUUUCCCUGAGUUUGUCAAGCAGAUCAACAUACAGAAAGCAAGUGCCAACUCACAAAGAUCUCUCCUUUUAUUUACACCUCUGCAAACUAAUAUAAACGUGUUCAUUAGGAGAACCACUAAGACUAAACUGACAAAUUUAUUUAAAAAAAAAAAAGAAAGUAUUUUUAAACGCCAACACAUUCUGCAGCGCUGUAGACAAUAGGUGGACAUACAGAAACGUAUUUGUAACAAGACAAGUGUGAUGAACAGAGGCUGUUGAAUGCCCUUCUCAAACCAGCUUACAUUCUGUACACACACACAGCUCUGAAUAAGGUGUGCACUGCCACUUAGUGUGUAGAAUUUACAUGAAGCUGACACAAUGACAGGUUCACGUUAAAGACCCUGUGUCAGUGUUGUGUCCUGAAUAUUAAGAACAGAAGCACUAAAGUGACAAAACCCAUGAUGGAAGAUAUUACUUGGAGACUGUGUGCUUAAUCCUUUGAGUAUCAAACACCAUACUUUGCAAAUCCGGGAGAUGGACAACCCUCUGGCACUUAAAUGGUUAAUAGGUCUUUUCUUUAGCUUCUGGUUUGCCGAGCUCAGGAGAUCCGGUGACACUCGGCAGAGCUGUGCAUUUUGUCUGUUGUUUGGUGAACAUUGCACUGCUAUUCAUGUGGUUUUGUUGUUGUUUCUUAGAACGUUGAUUCUAUCAGCAUUUCUUUGUUCAGACUAUAAUUUAAGACGUUGAAAACAAAAUUGAGGAAAGAGUGCUGUGUGCAAUUACAGGCUCGAUUUAGCUAUGUCUCCCAUUGGCAGCUUUUUGUGUCUUGAUUAGUGUCCACAUCUUUAGGGUAUUUGUCUGAAAGAGGGGGCAAAUCUACCCCAAUACAUUUUAGGUACCUUCAUAGCUUGCUGGUACCCAUUUAUUGAAAAUGUAAUUAGAAUAAGUCUAUAUCAGGGGUGGCCAAAAGGUAGAUCCCCCAGAUGUUUUAAAAAUUACAGCGUUGUCAUUCUGAAAGCAUUCUAAAGACAUGCAAAGCAUCAUGGGAGAUGCAAUUCUACAACAUCGGGAUUUACCUUUUGGGCACCCCUGGUCUAAAUAAUCCUAUUUACACAGCCACAUUUCUAAACACUUUUAUUAAAUACGUAUACGUUUAAAGACGUGGUAGUGUGACUUAUAUUACUGUGAAGCUCUGUUAUACAUUCAGAGUCACAUUGUGGCAUUCCUGCAAACAGGAAGAAUAGGAUAGAAAAAAAAAAUAAGCAGUGGGAUUUGGACACAAAAUAGGGACAAUUGGGAGGUAUGCUCUGUUAUUACACUCGGACACACCAACAACAUUGAGCUCCUACAAAACAUGGAUAGAAACGAUAGACCGAGAGGGACUGUCCCUCCUAAAUAGGGACACUUGGGAGUUAUGGUAUAAUAGUGAUUGAAACAACGUACAUAUGUAACAAUGCAUCUUGUGCUUUUCAGGAUGAAUCAUGCCCCUACAACCAAGUAUGAAGCAGAUGUUGGAAGAAAAACCACUCACCAUUUUGUUUACCCAGAGAGUGUGCGAGACCUACAGGAGAAUGUCACGAUGGUCCUUAUACCUUUCAAGACCCUCGACCUCCAGUGGAUUGUCAGCGCCCUCACUAACGGAACCAUCAAUUUGUAAGUGAGACAAGGCUCCUUAAUGACUGCAGAAAUACAUUGUGAGCAUAUUGUCACCAGCCAUUCAUCGUAUCUGCAUUCACAUCACCUGCUUCCCCUACAGAAAACCAUUCAUCUUGUCGGCACGUGAAAUAAGCAAUCCAGCAUCUGUUAUGUUUUAAUUAGAAUUCACUCAUUUACUGAUCCUGGUUAAUGAAGAUGGGAUGUUUAUUAAAUACUUUUACAUUGAAGCAGGAAUAAUUAGUAUCACUGUAGUACUGGUAGUGGGAUCGAGGGAGAUAAAUUAUGUGGGUUUAGAAAGCUAUUAAGGGAAUAUUUUAUGCAUGUUUUAUUUAUUUUAACAAAAAAAAUUAGAAAACAUCUAAAUAUUAAAUAUGUAGCUAUAAGGAAACACACCUAGAGGAAUAUACUAGAGGUGAGUUUAAACCUGCAAUCAAACGUUGCUGUUUCUACAAAAUUGCUGUGUUUUACAUUGCAGGGUUUAACUACAGGGUCAUUGCAAGGCCACUGCACCUAGACCACUUCAUCGAGAGGGUGUUUAGUGGUCCUUUAAUGUACAAUACAUGGGACAAAUUAGAAAGCAGUUAAAACUGCAAUUUGUUUCUCAUUUAGGUGAGGACCAGCACGGGAGCAGAGGGAAUGUUGAGUGCUGCUAUAUGGGUUUUUAUUUUUUAUUUGCUGCAAUGAGAUACUUUGGUGAUAGUAACAGGCUUAAAUAAGCAGGGCGUUAAUUAAGAUAUAUAUACUGUAUAUACUCGAGUAUAAGUCGAGUUUUUCAGCACAUUUUAACUCGACUUAUACUUGAGUCAAUGUCUGUAUUAUGGCAACUUACAUUGCCAUAAUACAGACAAGGACUGCCGGGCUCAUUACAAGCCCGGUGGUCCUGUUGGGGGCUGGCAGCGAGCUGUUACUUACCUUUCCUGCAGCUCCUGUCAGCUCCCUUCUCCUCCACUGUAAAUCUCGCGUGAGCCGCGGGGUCAGAGCAUUGCCACGGGUUACUGCCAGCCCCCCUCCUACACAGCCCACCAGGGAAUGAGAGCCCCCCUCCCUGGCCAGUUAACAAGCAGGGAGGGGGGACGAAAAAAAUAUAAAUAAAAAAUUUAAUAAUAUUAAAAUAAAAAAAUAUUAAUAUAAAUAAAAUAAUAAUAACCCCCACCAAGGCUCUACAUCACAUACACACACUGCAUUCAUACACACACAGACACUGCAUUCAUUCACACACACACACACACACACUGCAUUCCUACAAACACACUGCAUUCAUACACACACAGACACUGCAUUCAUUGACACACACACACACACACACACACACACUGCAUUAUAUACAUACACACACACACACACACAGCAUUCAUUAUAUACACACACUGUAAAUAAAUAUUCAAUUAAUAUAAUUUUUUGGGGAUCUAAUUUUAUUUAGAAAUUUACCAGUAGCUGCUGCAUUUCCCACCCUAGUUUUAUACUCGAGUUAAUAAGUUUUCACAGUUUUUUGGGAGUAAAAUUAGGGGUCUUGACUUAUAUUCGGGUCGACUUAUACUCGGGUAUAUACGGUACUUUUUUAGAACAAGCUGUAACUGGUGUUGUCAUUGAGAAGCAGCUUGUGUGCUUGUUAAUAGAUAACUAGGCACCAGAGAGGCUAUAGGAUGAGAUGCUUAAAUACCCUGGAUCUCAGAAGAUUUUUUUUUUGACAAUCACGUGUUUAUUAGGAUUUUAAGUAAUGAAUACAGAACAGAACAUAGUACAAGAAGGAAAUUCCCAGCACCCAAUCAUAUGAUGGUGAAGUCUUGUGGUUGCCUCGAUGCCCGAGUGCUGCAUCCCCUGUCCCCUUCUGCUAGGGCUCCCCCUCCUGUUCCCCAUCUCGUCACCUUCCACCCCACCCCCCCCCUCACCCUCUCAACCGGUUUCUGUACCACGAUACGUAAUACCAGGGCCAGUAUACAAGUAUUAGUUUGUUGCCCGUCACAUCCCCUGCUCAUUUCACUAUGGCUAGGGCUCCUAAGGUUCUUCGCCUCAAGCAUCCCUGUUCCAUGCGUCAGGGCCUGUGCCGCAAGUCCUUCCUGAUAGCAGUUUAGUGUGGGCGUUGCGUCUGGUGCCCCCACGACCACUGCCGGUGAGUUUUGUGGAGUAAUCUCCUGUCACCUCUUGGCGGGCGCCCCCCCGAGGCUGUUCCCCUCUCCAGUCCCUCCAGUGUGCUUGUGAGUCCUAAUAUUGAAUUAGAUCCAUUACAUCUCAUUGUCCCCACUCUUCCCCCUUGGCUAUGUUGUUCCACUCUUCCACCUUAUCAUCCCCCCCUUGUCCCUUGUCCCUAGAGCUCUAGAACCACCUUACCCACCUUCCCGCAGCGUAUGGCUUAGGUCUCCCCUGCCCUUCCUCCCCUCCUCCCCUCCCCUCCCCAUCCGUGCCUCUACACUCCGUCCUAUGUCAGGGGUGUUAACUAGUCGUCUGUCCCUGGUUAACGUUGCUCUUGUGCUAGGCUUGCGCCCAGUGUGUCCCCAUCCCAAUCCCCCCGCUCCCCCCACUCGCAGCAAGUCCCCCCCCCGGCCACCCCCCUGCCGGUACUAUUGUCACUCGGAACCUGCGGAGGUCGUCGCCGGUCACCCCAGGGCAUCUCCCCCCCCGUGGGUCGGCAAGGUCGGCGGCACCGCGGCAUCUCCUUCUCCCUCCCCCCCCGGAGCGCCCCCCCCGCCUUGCUCUCUUGGUCAUGUAGUCCACCCACGGGAACCAGGUCGUUGCACAUUUGUCCGUGCGUCCCUGCAGGGAGGCAGUCAUCAUCUCAAGGUUAUAUAUGUCUUCCACCUUAUCCACCCAUUGCUGGAAGGUGGGGACUGUGCUACUUUUCCAGUGAAUUGGGAUUAGGAUUUUCGCUGCCGUUAGCAGGUGUACGGUCAGACCCUUUUUAUAACUCCGCAGCGGUGUUUGCGUGUGAUUAAGCAACAUUUGCAACGGCUGCAGGGGGAGGUCUGCGUCCGCUAUUUCCCUAAUUGCUUCAUGUAUCUGCUUCCAAUACGGCGUUAUUAGCGAACACGACCACCAGAUGUGAAGUCUUGUACCCUGUUCCACGCCGCACCUCCAGCACUCCCCGGGGAUUGACUCGUGGACAUGACGUAAUACAUCUGGGGUUCUGUGCCAACCCGUUAAGAUUUUGUAGUUACAUUCCUGGUAUUUGGAGCAGAUGCUCCCUUUGUGCGUCAGCAUAAAGAUUUUGUCCCACUCGCUGUCCGUGAGACUCGUUCCCGUCUCUUGUUCCCAGCGCUUGGUGAAUCCCAGGGGGGUCCCGCCGCUCUGCAGCUGGAGCAUGGCAUACAACGUGGACCAUGCACGAGGUGUUGCCUGUCCACGCAUGCCUGCUCCAGCGGUAGCAGUGUUCUAUGGAUGUUGCCUUUUCCCGCUAGGGAGAGGUAAUACCUGUGCACUUGGUGGUAGCGGAAUUCAUCCAAUCCGGUCGGGGUGUGUUCUGGGAUUAGAUCCUGUAGUGGUUUGAGGGUUACCUCAGUACACCAUUGCCGCAGAUAGGUCCAUUCCGUCGCCGUGUAGCUCUCGAGGUCCGCCCGCUUAAGUCCUCCCGCAAGCCGCGGGUUGUUUGUUAUAGGAAUCAGCGGGUUUGGCAUCGUGGUCAAUUGCUUUACGUAUCUGGUCCUACACCACACACGCAUUGUGGAGUCUAUCAUUGGAUUACCCGUGUGAAUGUCACCCAGAGCCGUGCCGUCCAGCCACAGCAGGGAGGGAAUUCGUCCUUGCGCUUGUUGACGCUCCAUGUCCACCCACUGCUUGGCGGUCGGGAACACGUGCCAAUCCACCAGGCGGCAUAGAUGGGUCGCCUGGUAGUAGGUGAUUACCGAUGGGAGACCCGUGCCCCCCGCAUGCUUCGGUCGUUCCAGAACUGACCUGCCAAUACGAGCCACUCCCCGAGUCCCAAAAAAAUUCCGUAUGGCGGUCGUUAGGGACUGAAAGAACGAUCGCGGGAUAGACAUCGGCAGCGUCUGGAACAGGUAAAGGAUUCUUGGCAUUGCGUUCAUCUUAAUGGCAUUGAUCCGCCCGAACCAGGAGAUGUAUUGUGAAGUCCAUUUUUUCAUGUCCCUCUGUAGGGUCGUGAGAAGAGGUGUAAAGUUGAAUGUGUAUACGUCUUUUAAGUCGUUUGGCAGCCAUAUUCCCAAAUAUUUGAGCUUCGACUGGCAUACCCGGAAUGGAAAGUGCUCGCGAAGGUGCCUCAGCAUGGCGUCUCCUGAAGUCAGUGGCAUGGCCUCCGAUUUGUCUAGGUUGAGCGAGAGGUUCGAGACCACAGCAUACUCUCUGAACGCUUUCAACAGGUUAGGUAUUGAGAUCCGAGGCUGUUCCAGGAAAAAUAGCAUGUCGUCCGCGUAGGCCGCCACUCUAUGUUCUCCCCGGCCCACGCGGAGCCCCGAGAUACCCCCGUCCUGUCUGACCGCCUCCAGAAAUGGUUCUAGAGUGAGGGCAAACAGAAGGGGGGACAGCGGGCAUCCUUGCCUCGUACCGUUGCAGAUCGUGACUGGAUCAGAGAGUGCACCAUUGACCCUGAUUCGCGCCGACGGUCUCGCGUAUAAGGCCUCCACCCAAGUGCGGAGGUGCUGCCCAAAUCCCAUAUGCCUUAGUGUCUCCAAGAGGAACGUCCAGUCCACGCGAUCAAACGCCUUCUCAGCGUCUGUAGAUAAGAGCACCAGCUCCCGCCUGUUUGUCCUCGCCACGUGUAUGACGUUUAGGGCUCGAAUCGUAUUGUCCCGGGCUUCCCUACCCGGAAUAAAUCCGACCUGGUCGGAGUGUAUGAGGUCAGGCGCCACCCGAGCCACUCGCAAUGCCAGAGCCUUGGCGAAGACCUUCAGGUCCGCGUUUAAUAGCGAGAUGGGCCUGUAGCUCGCGCAGUUCGUGGGGUCCUUGCCCUCUUUUGGGAUGAGCGCUACCGUCGCCCUUAACGUGUCCGCCUGGAACCGGCCUCCCGUGCGCAGUGAAUUGCACCCCUCUAGGAGUCUCGGCAAUAGGACCUCCCUGAACUCGCGGAGGUAUCUCACCGGCAGGCCAUCCGGGCCCGGGGCCCUGUUGGGCCGGGCUGCUUUCAGUGCUCCCGCAAGCUCCUCCAGUGUCAUAGGUUGAUCGAGCUCAGCUUCCUGCUCCGGGGUUAUCUUGCGGGCCACGUGUCUGCCCAGGUAAGCGGCGACCUGCACCCCAUGCCGCCUUCUCUGGGAUUCGGACCGGGUGCCAGCUAAAUCGUACAAUGCCUCGUAAUAUUUUUGAAAUGCUCGCAGGAUGCCAUCCGGGAGGUGAGUGACUGUUUGCCCCUGCGUGCGAAUCUUAUGUAUAUGCUGCGCCCUCCUCUUAUCCUGGAGCAUUUUUGCGAGUAGCCUGCCACAUUUGUUGGAAUGCUCGUAAAAGAACCUUGCCGCCUUACGCGCAGUAUGUAGCAUGCCCUGGGUUAGUAUGGUGCGGAGCUCUCGCCGUGUCUCCGUCAAGAGGCAAUAGGUCUCGUCAUCUAACGUGCGUUUAUGUGCCUGUUCCAGCUCCGCCACCCUUCCCGCCAGCCGAACCAGUCGAGCUGUGCGUUCCUUUUUGCGCUUCGUGCUGAUCGCUAUGAGGCGUCCCCGGAUGACACACUUGUGCGCCUCCCAGAGCGUCAGUGGGGCUAUCUCUGGCGAGCUAUUACUGGUAAAGUAGUCCGUCAGUGCUUGUGACACCUCUGCCACCACGAGGGGAUCGUCCAACAGGGUCUCAUUGAACCGCCAUUGCCUUUCCGUGGGUUUGAAAAGGGGGGCACUCGUAUGUACUAUCAUGGGCGCGUGGUCUGACUGUUCCAUGCUCCCUAUCUCCGACCCCUGCAGCACCGCCAAAUACUCUUGCGCCAGGAAUACGUAAUCUAUGCGGCUAUAGUGGGUGUGGACCGUCGAGUAGUAAGUGUAAUCCCUAUCCUCGGGAUGGUUCGCCCUCCAGCAGUCCACUAGGCCCAGUUUGUGCAGGGAACGCAGAGUCGCCCUCAGGCAGUGUGUGGGGAUAGUGCUAACACCCCUGGACGUAUCCCUACGAGGGUCCAACGGGAGGUUGAAGUCACCCGCCACCACCAGCAGUCCCUCUCGAAACCUCCCCAACUUGGCCAGCGUCUGCCCGAUGAACGUAUGUUGCCGUCUGUUGGGGCAAUAUAGGCACGCAAAGGUGUAUGUGGUGUCCGCUAUAUUGCCUUUGAUAAACAGGUACCGUCCCUGGGGAUCCGCCUGUAGGCCCGUGCAGCGAAACUGUAUCGUACUCGCGAACAAUAUCGCCACUCCAGCCUUUUUGGCCUCCGGGUGGUUGGCAUAAAACCCGAUGGAAUAUCGUUUAUCUCCCAGCUUCGGGGCGUCCCCUUGACGAAAAUGCGUCUCCUGCAGGAACACCACGGACGCUCUCGCGGCCCACAGCCGCCGCAUAAGCAAGGAGCGCUUCUCCGGGAUGUUGAGGCCUCUAACGUUGAGGGACCAGAAUGUUAGUCCAGCUGGUGUGAAUCCCGUGCCGCCCCGCCGCGCCCCGGAGGGGGGAUCCGCACUUGCCAUAACCCCGGUGCGACCCACAGGGGGGUGACCGCGAGGGAAGCAGCAACGCAGGGCGAGAAGAAAGGAAAAAAAAAAAGGGAGAAGGGGAGUCGGGAAAGUACUUAUUAAGGAUGUGACUGUAACCCUGUACCGGUUUUCGUCGGUCAGUUGUGGAACGUCCCCUCCGUCCCCAAAUGCCCCGGUAUUAUGUACAGUAUGGGUCUGUCACAGUGAGGUUCUACCGUGUCUCCGUCUAUAUGGAGCGGUCUCAGUCGUCUAUGUCGUGCCUACCCUCUCCUCCCGUGGCUCCCAACCUGUCAGAAUAGCUAUAUUCCCGUGUUUGCCCUGGGGGAAGCCCACCAUCACGUCGGCAACCGCCUCGUUCUCUAGAGGCCCUCGGGCCCCUCUGGCCCGCAACGGCCAGCCCUGUUGCACUGUCUUCCACCUCCAGGCUGCCUACUCCUCCCAUCUCGACCCUCCGGUGCUUCCGCAGCCAACCGUGCUCUCCUCCUGAUCCCCGAUCCCAUCUGCCCCCUCAGUGCCUCUACCCUACCCUGGGCGAGCCAGAAAUGCAGGUGUCUUACCCCCUGCCAUCCUUCCACCACCCCAGGCCAUGUCUCACCUGCCCCCCCCCUGUUGCCGCCCCGUCUGGGCUUUUUCCAUGAAAGUACCCCCCUCACCGCAGGAAUGCCUGCGCCCCUCAUCAGGCGCUUCAGCUAUCCCAUCUCUCCCCGCUCUCCUACCGUGGGCCAGGUUAAGGCUUGACCCCGACCAGCUAGCUUCCGCUCCUCCCCUCUCUCGACCACUCUCAACCUUCCUCUAUCUCCGUGCUUCCUCCAUCCGCCGGUUCUAACGGUGUACCCGUUGGGGGUGAAAAAAAAAAAAACAGCAUACCUACGGCACUAGAACUAUGUACACUCCAAGCUACCACCCACAGCUCCCCUCCCGUUGCCCCUAGUGCGCCAUGUGGAUGUUGAGACAACCCCCCAUACUCCUGGGCAUACAGCAACUGCACAUACCCCCGAAGACCCCCCAGGUCAGGUCCAGCAGUCUCUCCCCGAUUCCCAACGGACGCCAAUGUGCAUCCCGUGGCCCGUUCCUCCCUCCCCACCUCUCUUUCUCCCCCGUCCAGCCCCCCCUCUAGUGAGCCACCAUCACUCCCGUGGGCCUAUCUCAAACCCCCCAUACCCCCCACCCAACCUGCUGGAGCCCCGGGGGUACCUGCCCUCCAUAUAUCGUCCACCCUGCCGUGUCUCUGCUCAGCUCCGUUGCGGCUGGGGCCCGGGGAGUCCGGGUCCCUGCCGGCCAGGGCAGCGGUCCGUCGUCUAUUCCUCCGGCCCCACUGGGCCACCUCUGCGUUGCUGCGAUCCAGACGUUGGGUGGAGAUUAUGGGCCACCUCCGCCGGUCCUGUCGCUCGCGCCGGUGGUCCCUCCAGAAUCCAGUUCGGGAUCCGCAUCUCCGGUAAACCAGCCGCCACUAGAAAACGCGGUACCUCAUUCAGCCAUCGGAUGCUGUGCCACGUGGCUCCGAUCCGCGCCUGUAGACUAAAGGGGAACCCCCACCGGUAGGGAAUCCUCCGCUCCUGCAGCAAGCGAGUAAGUGGUCUCAAAGCUCUCCGGGUGUCUAGAGUGAUCGGUGAGAGGUCCUGGUAUAGCGAGACCUCAGCGUCCAUGUAUAGGAUCCGUGGCUGCGCCCUGGCCGCUUGCAUAAUGGCCUCCUUAAGCUGGAACGAGGCCAGGGCGCAGACCACGUCCCUUGGUAGGCCAUCUCUCCUGGGUGCUCUCAAGGCCCUGUGGGCUCUCUCUAUGCCAAAAUCCUCUGGGGCAUUCUCCCCCAGCAGCUGCGCGAAGAGGCCUGUGAGUAUCUCUUGCGGCACCUCUCCCUCUGCUUCCGGCAGGCCCCGGAUUCUGAUAUUAUGUCGCCGUCCUCGGUUGUCUAAAUCCUCAACUUGCCGCCGGAGAUCUAACAGGAUAUUCCCCUGCCGGGUAGUAGCCAGGUCCGUGGCCUGCUGGCGCUGGUCGGCUUGCAGGCGGCCGGUCUCAAGCCCAUCUACACGCUGCUCCAGGGCAUUGAGGUCAGUCCGCAGCACCGCCACCUCCUCCCUGAUGAUGGCGCGCAGUUCAGACACCAUGUCCGCCUUGUCUGCGCGCGUUAACAUGCUGGCUGUAAUUCGGGCGACGUCUGCCGCCAGUUGAUGCAGGGUACCCGCCAUCGGGGAGCCUCUACCUGAGGUGGUGGCGCUUGAUCCAGGGGAUGUGGGGCCCGGGGUGUCAGAGUCCCCGCCAUCUCGGAGGCCUCGUGGCGUCGCCAAAAACCCGUCCAUCGGGCCAGGCGGGUAUCGGGUCCCCGUCGGGCCGGAGUGGUCCUGGGAUGCUGCUCUUCUAGUCUUCCCCAUUGUGGAACGAAAUACCGCUGAAUUCAGGCUGUGACACCAGGCUUGACAGGCUGGGGCCUAGGAGCUCUGAUGGAGUGCGACUUACUCCAUUGACGGUCAGGCCACGCCCCCGGAUCUCAGAAGAUUGCCCAGUUUAAAGAGCUGCUAGAAAUGCUUAUUUUGAUCAAAGAGCUUGUUAGUGCUUUUUGGUAGAAGUAUAAAAAUCGGCUACAGUCAGGUCCAUAAAUAUUGGGACAUCGACACAAUUCUAAUCUUUUUGGCCCUACACACCACCACAAUGGAUUGAUUUAACUGCAGACUUUCAGCUUUUACAUCCAAAUCAGGUGAACGGUGUAGGAAUUACAACAGUUUGUAUAUGUGCCUCCCACUUUUUAAGGGACCAAAAGUAAUGGGACAGAUUAACAGUCAUAAAUCAAACUUUCACUUUUUAAUACAAGGUUGCAAAUCCUUUGCAGUCAAUUACAGCCUGAAGUCUGGAACGCAUAGACAUCACCAGACGCUGGGUUUCAUCCCUGGUGAUGCUGUGCCAGGCCUCUACUGCAACUGUCUUCAGUUCCUGCUUGUUCUUGGGGCAUUUUCCCUUCAGUUUUGUCUUUAUCAAGUGAAAUGCAUGCUCAAUCGGAUUCAGGUCAGGUGAUUGACUUGGCCAUUGCAUGACAUUCCACUUCUUUCCCUUAAAAAACUCUUCGGUUGCUUUUGCAGUAUGCUUCGGGUCAUUGUCCAUCUGCACUGUGAAGCGCCGUCCAAUGAGUUCUGAAGCAUUUGGCUGAAUAUGAGCAGAUAAUAUUGCCCGAAACACUUCAGAAUUCAUCCUGCUGCUUUUGUCAGCAAUCAAAUCAUCAAUAAAUACAAGAGAACCAGUUCCACUGGCAGCCAUACAUGCCCACACCAUGACACUACCACCACCAUGCUUCACUGGUGAGGUGGUAUGCGUUGGAUCAUGAGCAGUUCAUUUCCUUCUCCAUACUCUUCUCUUCCCAUCAUUCUGGUACAAGUUGAUCUUGGUCUCAUCUGUCCAUAGAAUGUUGUUCCAGAACUGUGAAGGCUUUUUUAGAUGUUGUUUGGCAAACUCUAAUCUGGCCUUCCUGUUUUUGAGGCUCACCAAUGGUUUACAUCUUGUGGUGAACCCUCUGUAUUCACUCUGGUGAAGUCUUCUCUUGAUUGUUGACUUUGACACACAUACACCUACCUCCUGGAGAGUGUUCUUGAUCUGGCCAACUGUUGUGAAGGGUGUUUUCUUCACCAGGGAAAGAAUUCUUUGAUCAUCCAUCACAGUUGUUUUCCGUGGUCUUCCGGGUCUUUUGGUGUUGCUGAGCUCACAGGUGCAUUCUUUCUUUUUAAGGAUGUUCCUAACAGUUGAUUUGGCCACACCUAAUGUUUUUGCUAUCUCUCUGAUGGGUUUGUUUAGUUUUUUCAGCCUAAUGAUGGCUUGCUUCACUGAUAGUAACAGCUCUUUGGAUCUCAUAUCGAGAGUUGACAGCAACAGAUUCCAAAUGCAAAUAGCACACUUGAAAUGAACUCUGGACCUUGUAUCUGCUCCUUGUAAAUGGGAUAAUGAGGGAAUAACACACCUGGCCAUGGAACAGCUGAGCAGCCAAUUGUCCCAUUACUUUUGUCCCUUGAAAAGUGGGAGGCACAUAUACAAACUGUUGUAAUUCCUACACUGUUCACCUGAUUUGGAUGUAAAUACCCUAAAAUUAAAGCUGAAAGUCUGCAGUUAAAGCACAUCUUGUUCAUUUCAAAUCCAUUGUGGUGGUGUGUAGGGCCAAAAAGAUUAGAAUUGUGUCGAUGUCCCAAUAUUGAUGGACCUGACUGUAUGUCCCAUUUGGUAAAAUAUGUGUUAAGCUGUAUGCAGAACGCGUGGCCCAUGUCUAUACCAUGAUACCUUACUACUAAGGUCCCUCAAUGCUAUUUUCUCAUAUUUUACUGUCCAGUACUGUAAAUGUUAAAUUCUAUGCAAAUGAUCUCAGUCCAAUCAGAGCAUGACUUUAGCUGCAGUAGGGAUCCCUGGAGGUGAUAUUCUACCAAACAUUUGAGUCCCAGAGUGCGAUCCCUACUCACCUAUAACUCUAUUGCGGCAGUCUGGGAGAGCAUUCACACACAAACCAGAUGGAGUCUGUGUAACCUCUGUAACCAUUAAGGGUAGGACGCUCUUGCCAUAUAUAAUGUUCCCGAUAUGUUUAUUCAUUGUCAGAAUUCUGAAUUUGCAAGUAUUAUGCCUAAGGCAGUAAACCCCAGAGGACUCUGUGUCUACAGCUAGGGUAACACAUUGACAGCAAAUUGUCACAAUUAUUUUAAGCUUUUUACCACUGCAGGAUAAAUGAAAAAAAAUAAAAAAAAUACCUUGUUUGCAAAUAUGUUAAACACUGCAUUUCGAACUUUCACUUUAUAAUCUAGUUUGAUAUACCGUAUAUACUCGAGUAUAAGACGAGUUUUUCGGCAAAUUUUUUGUGCUGAAAAACCCCCACUCGUCUUAUACGCGAGUCAUUGUCUGUAUUAUGGCAACUUGCAUUACCAUAAUACAGACCAGGACCGCCGGGCCCAUUACAAGCCCGGCGGUCCUGUUUGGGGCUGGCAGCGAGCUGUUACCUUUCCUGCAGCCCCUGUCAGCUCCCUUCCCUCUCCUCGGGUCCAGUCAGCUCCCUUGUCAGCUCCACUGUAAGUCUUGCGAGAGCUGCAGGGUCAGAGCGUUGCCAUGGGUUACCGUGGCAACGCUCCACGCGGCAUUCAGACCGCGAGACCUACAGUGUAGCGGACAGGGGAGCUGACCGGACCCGAGGAGAGAGAAGGGAGCUGACAGGAGCUGCAGGAAAGGUAAGUAAGAGCUCUCUGCCAUCCCCCCUUCUACACAGCCCAUCCACUGGACCACCAGGGAAUGAGAACCCCCCUCCCUGGCCAGCUAACAAGCAGGGAGGGGGGACAAAAAUAAAUAAAUCAAAAAUUAAAUAAUAUUAAAAUAAAAAUAUUAAUAUAAAAACUAAUAAUAAUAAUAAUAAAAUUAAAAUAAUGUAACAAAAAUAAUUUAAAUAAUUAAAAUAAUAAUAAUAAUUAUAAAAAUGCCCACCCCCCCCACCAAGGCUCUGCAUCACAUACACAAACACACUCUGCAUCACACACACUCUGCAUCACACACACUCUGCAUCACACACACUCUGCAUCACACACACUCUGCAUCACACACACACUGCAUUCAUACACACACUACACUGCAUUCAUACACACUACACUGCACUCUUACACACACACACACUGCACUCUUACACACACACUGCACUCUUACACACACACUGCACUCAUACACACACACUGCAUUUACACACACACACUGCAUUCAUACACACACACACCCACACUGCAUUCAUACACACACACACCCACACUGCAUUCAUACACACACACACCCACACUGCAUUCAUACACAAACACACCCAAACUGCAUUCAUACAAACACACACUGCAUUUAUACACACACACCACAUUCAUGCAUGCACACACUGCACUCAUACACACACACACACUGCAUUCAUACACACACACACUGCAUUCAUACACACACACACUGCAUUCAUACACACACUGCAUUAUAUACACAUACUGCAUUCAUACACACACUGCACUCAUACACACACACACUGCAUUCAUACAAACACACACUGCAUUCAUACAAACACACACCGCAUUAUAUACACACACACUGCAUUCAUACACACACUGCACUCGUACACACACACACUGCACUCGUAUACACACACACACACUGCAUUCAUACACACACUGCAUUCAAACACACACACUGCAUUCAUACACACACACACACACACUGCACUUAUACACACACACACUGCAUUCAUUAUAUACACACACUGUAAAUAAAUAUUCAAUUAAUAUAAUUUUUGGGGGAUCUAAUUUUAUUUAGAAAUUUACCAAUUUACCUAGUCUUAUACUCGAGUCAAUAAAUUUUCCCAGUUUUUUGGGGUAAAAUUAGGGGUCUCGACUUAUAUUUGGGUCGACUUAUACUCGAGUAUAUACGGUACUCCCUAACAUUUAUAAAAGCAUCUAUAUUAUCUAUCUAUCUGUCUAGAUAUAAGCAGAGCAGGCUUUUCAUCUAAAUACCAUGUGUGUGCAGCACAGUUAUCUGAAAGUGCAGGUUGUUUAUGACUUAUUUUGUUCCCAUUUACCUUGCAUCGUAGCAUAUACGAGACAAUAUCUAUGGAUAUUUGUUUCAUUGUAGCAUGAAUCUGACAAUAAGUACAAAAAUAGCUGUAGAAUCUAAACAAUUUUUUCAGUAAAGGUUUCAGAGUUCAAUUAGUUUAUAUCUACAUUUAAGAGAGUAUCUGGCUGCAAUAUAAGCAUAAUGUAUUAUGGAGAUCAAAUUAUAAUCGCAUGAUUCCGCUUAUUUACCGCAAAUCUGCAGCCAUUACGAAUACCAGGAAGUAACUGUGGGUUUAUUCACUAACUCCAAGCAUCGGAAACAUUAAGACCAUUGUAGUGGUUAUGCCUAGCGUUCUCUGUACUGUUCCCUGGUAACAUAGCAAACAAUUUUGCUAAAAUUUUCCCUCCUGUCCUGGCUGGUGUUGGGCAUCCAAAUUCUGCAGAGCUGCCAAAGGUGGACGCCGAUCCUGCCAAUCAUUCAUUGUCAGCUAAGAGAGUGUCCGCUAAGCAUUCUCACCCAAUAAAUUAAACUUUGUGUAUAGAAAUGUGCACAAAAUUGACAUUGACAUUGACAUUAGAUAUAUCUAUCAUAUACAGACUCCAAGCACCAUGGCCAUUUCAAUUCACUAAAGUGGUGAUGGUGCUUACAGUAACCCUUUAAUUUUGUGCAUAUUGCUAUAUCUUUUAUCUUGCAUGUACAGCCACUUCUAGGGUGGAACUUCUAGAGUAUCCACAGUACAAAAUCAUCUUAAUUUAUAGAGAACUUGCCCAAUAAUGGACAGAUUAACUUCUAAACUCUUUGAUAACUUUGUAACACUUUCCAACCUUAUGCAAUGCAACAGAUUUUGAUCGCCGGUCUACUGAGAGCAGUUUUUUGCGAGGCAUCAUAUCAAUAGGGGCUUUUUGUGAAAAACAAAAUCUAAAUAUUUGAGUGCUUUUUGGCCACUGCUGUUCUGUGAUAAACAAACAUUGAAAAUAUGUUUUGUUUUUGUUUUGAAAUUAUUUAAUUAUAUUUAGUUUAUUUUGAUGAAUAUACAAUUCAAUGUUUAGCUAAAAUAUCUCUAUCCUUUGACUCUGAACAGCUGAGAGGAAUAUUGUAAUAUGUCAAUUUUCACAAAGCAUUUUCAAUAAUCACUUUUUUUUUUUCUUGUAUAGCACAUAUACUUCAGUACCACGAAGAAUCAAAGUUAAAAAGGAGAAGGUAAAUUGCUUAAAUUCUACUGUUAUAUGAGCAGCUUUUGUUACACAACAGUCUUUUUUAAGGGAAAAUAGACCAUGAGGUGACGUUGACUUGUGUUGGCAUCACGAUCUGUCUGGAGAGCCAGGUAAAACUUAUAUUAGUCUUCCGGAGAAGUUUAGGUAGAAUGACUAAUAUCUGAUACUUAGCUCACUGUCCUUGUGGAAUGAAAAAUAUAAAUAUCAAACUAAAUUUAAACAAAAUACCCAUGGCAACUUCUGUUAUACAGAUCACAUGUACCUUGAGUGAACUCUGUCUUAGCCAUUCCUGGUCUGUUGCUUCUGUCUCUGCAAACAAAUGAACCUCACAGUGAGGGAUUCCAGAACUGUCUCUGUAUAUCCAUGAUUCCAUGUGGAUUAUUUUAUAUGUAGCUGUGAUAUUAAGUGUUUUUUAUUUAAGCAGGAAAGUAAAACUUAGAGUGCAACACGUGUGCUUAUCAACAUGCCACACGUGUGCUUCUCAACAUGCCACACAUGUACUUAUCAACAUGCCACACGUGUGCUUACCAGCAUGCCACACGUGUGCUUAUCAACAUGCCACAAUGUGAGUUGUGGAGGAAAUUCAAAGUGAAUUUUAAGUGAUUUUCACGUUAAAGGUCAAAAUGAUUUCAGUUGAGCUACUUUGAACAUCAAUUUAAAAUUAAUCUCAGGGACUACUUACAAUACAUAAAGAAUAUAAAUACACAUGUCAUUGACAAUAAGUCUAAGCACCCCAAUUCCAGUGAUACAUGUACAGGAGAGUUGUUAAAUGGAACCUUUAAAAGGACUGUAGCAAUGAUGGUAGUAUUUUGUGUAUAAUGUGUCUGUAGACUGAUAGAUUUCUGUAUGUCUUGCUAACAUGGUUCUGUAACCAUUACCAGACACCAAGCAAUCAUUUCUGGAGGAUGCUUUUCAGUUUGGUACAGGAAAACAUUUGAGUGUUGUAUUCACUUGAGAUCUACUGCCCUUUGCAAACUCCGCAUUGCAAGUUGAACUUUAAGAUGUAGGACCGACUACGGUUCUAUUAAUAAUGCAUUGCUUAAUUAGAGAAGGGGCCCUGCAUAAUUAUGUUAAGGUACUUCAAUUGGAAAUGAAUCUGUUGGAAUUCAUAAGUAACUCUUAGAAAUGGCUGUAUAUUUCUGCUUAAUGUCUAGGCUCGGAAUAAAAUGUCACAUUUUAGCUAUAUAAUGUGUCUUUGUUAGUCUGUGGUUUGUCUUGUAUCUAUGUUGGCUCUAAGACAGGAAAUUUGAAGAAUAUUUUGGUUAUGUAGAGUUUUCCAAUUAUUGCCAAAUGUAAUACUGUUUACCGUAAUUAAUUAUUCAUUCUUUUUAUUGGAGUUAAUUAACAUGCACAAAGUGCUCCUCUGUGCAGUGUGGAACAAUGAGCAGGAAUUCAUAAUGCUGGAAAAUGCUGCUUUCCCACAUGGUAGAAGGCUUAUUCGCUGAACAGCGCACUGUAAUGUGUUGAUUAUCAACUUGACAAUUUAGCCCAAACUAGCUGAGCUGGAAAAAUGCACAAACUCUAGUUGGUCGUUAACGAAUACACUAUUCGCAGACUUGGAAAAGGGAACUCAGCCCUAUAAUUUGAUCCAGAGUAUGGUUUAUAUUUAUCUCCUGGCUGAUGUCGAUCAGUUAAUAUAUUUUAUAUCAGAAUGAUGAAUUUUACCUUCUUGGUUAUAAACAAAAAGUUCAAAAAUUUUUACUAAUUUUGUUUAUAUUUAAUUUUUAACUUGCCAGUUUAUUUAUUUACUCACUAACAUUUACCAUUGUUUACCAUUGUUAUGUCCACCUUGAACAUCAUCUAUCCAUGAAAACAACUGAAAAAUAUAAUAUAAAGAAACAAGGAAACGGCACAGGUUAUGGGUGCACAAGUCUAGCCAUAAUUGCAAUCGAAAAACUUCCUUUUAGCCUCUUAGAAGUUAAACGUUAUUUAUAAACAAUAUGCUGAUUAUAUAGUUGUAUGCAUGUGUGCAUAUAUUUUAAUAGUUUUGAUAUAUAUCUUUAUUAAUAUUAUAUGUUUUUUUUUAAUUUUUCAGAUUCUUAUCUACAGUCCGGAGUUUAUGAAGUAUAUCUAUGAUAAGUGGCUUCUCAAUCACGGCCGAUAUCCAUCCACCGGCCUUUUCAGUGUGAUUUUUGCGCUUCAUGUUUGUGAUAAGGUACUAACCUGUUUUACAAAAUGAUCCUAUCACAAGUAGUUAGCGACAAGUCCAUCUAUAUAGAUCACAGAACCUAUUAAUAAAAGGUUUUCAGUUGCUCUCUUGUAGUACGCCUACCCUACUCAUAUGUAUGAAAUAGUAAAAUUCAUUUUAAAAAAAAUAACAUUUCUAUUGCUUGUUUUUUUUAGGUGGAUAUAUAUGGUUUUGGGGCAGACAGCAAGGGGAAUUGGCACCAUUAUUGGGAGAACAAUCCUUCUGCCGGAGCAUUUCGCAAAACGGGAGUCCACGAUGGCGAUUUUGAGGCAAACAUUAUAGGAAAUCUCUCUGCAAUUAACAAAGUAACAGUUUUCCACGGUAGAUGACCCUACCGAGAAGAUGGCAUCUACUUUCCACAGUUCUCGGGCUUUAUCUUUGAUGCUAACAGCUGACUAUAGUUGGAGCAGACAUUUAUUUAAUUGUGACUGACUUUCUCAAUUUAACGCUGCAAGACACCUUUUCUUACCCUUAUUUUCUUAAUAUGUGGAUACUGACUUUGGAACCUCUUAUGGUAAUUUUCAUGAAGAUAUAUGUCCAAUUGACGUACGAGAAAAUUGGAUAUUCCAAGAUAUUUUUUGAUAAAACUUUUGAUAGGCCAACGACCGAACAAGAGAAUGUUCUUUCUACUUGAGCAAAUCCAUAGUGAUGUAAGAAUAAUCUAAAUAUAUUUUCGUUUGAGCAUCACUGAAGUCACCUUACACUUUGCAACAUGUCAGUUCACCAUUAUGUGGAAUGAUGUCUUGUCCUCUUUCUCAGUAAUGGAAAAAAAAAAUUGGAAUAUGGUGGAUAUUGAAGUAAAUUCCAAAUGCAUUUAAAAAUAAGUGUGUUUUUCCAAGCAUUUUUGGUUAAGAUAUAAAGCACGAGAUCUUCAUUUUGGUUUUUGGACCACUACAGAUUUCCACUUCUUUUUCAGAAAUUCAGUGAUACCAACACAACUACAGAUAAUCACCUGGGGUCUGGGAACGUUUUUCUAUGGCUUAAGAAAACCAGUUUUAAAUUGUGUUGGCUUGAACUCGUCUGAAUUUUUUUAAAGGGAAAAAAAUCCCCACAAAUAUCAGCUUUCAUGUAUCAUGGUUUAAAGACUGAUGAUUUGAUUUUUGAGAUAUCUAUAUUUUCAUACAAAAGAAACCACUUCAAUAAUUUUGUUCCAUUGUUUCAACUGCUUUCAGCUGAUUUCUUUAUUGAUUCUACAAGAAUAUAGAGAGAAUUCUGUUACAAUACAGGAUUGCUAUUUUCAAAUCAUCGGGAGCAAAUUAAGUUAAUAAAAACAACAACUCUAGGAUACUAUACAAAUAUGGUAUUGUUGCUUUAAGUAGAGUUUAUCUUUUUUAAUUUUUUCACAAUGACUUGUUUAUUUAUAAAGCCGUUAUUUACUUUUUUGCAAAUACCACUGAAAUAAAUAGUGUACAAGGGUAAGCAGUUUAAAUGCCUGCGGUGGGAAAAGUGUGGCUAUUGAUAAUUUAUUAUAGGGCAUGAUAUUGUUGCCCAAAUAUGAUGCCAAUUGUUUAUUCAUUACGCAGUUUAACAUUUAAUUCUAUUUUUCUAUCAACGAAGCUUUAAUUAAAGAAAAAAAAAUAAUGCAUCUUUUUUUAGAUACAUUGCUUUUACAUGUUCAAAGAAAGGGCUCAUCUGUGCAUCUGUGCCUGUUUUAUCAGAUUGCAUGCCCAGAAGGUAAUUGAAUAAAAUGUAACGAUUCACGAUAAGGUGGUUGUACCAUUGAAUGUCAGCAGAGUGCGCUGUUCCACUGAUACACAAGCCAUUGGAAUUGGCAUUUUGUUUAUCUGGAGGUGAACUUUGAAGAAGUGGUGGCUAAUAAACACAGUAUGGCAUAUUGUGUAACUAAACCCCAUGUUUAUCUGGGAAGACUGGUGUUAUUAAGUAGCCUUGUAAGAUAUACAAUUGCAGAUUUGUGUGUGCUCUCUUCCUUUAGUCUGCAUUUUGCAUACAUUUUGACCUUUACUGUAGCAGCACCAUUAAUAAGACAUGCCAUUCUCUCUUUUCUCGGCAUUUUAUAAUGUCCUAUGUUUACUUGAGUGGUCUUCACUAUAAUACUCUAGUUCCAAAUAAAACAUAUGCAAGGUAUGCGUUUUCAACAUACCCUUAACGUCAAAUUAUUCUUAAUUCUUACAGAAUUAUUUAUGUAAGAUUGAAAUAAUGGUAUAUUUUGAAUUCCCAAAUGUUUGUGGACUACAUUUCCAGUGACCCUCAGCCACUCUUAAUGGUGGUAGAGUACUGUGGGAAUGGUAGGUUAGGAACAUCUGGUGUGCCAUUGUUAGCCAUUAAAUCAAAGUAUUUAAGUAAAAGGUUGUAAGAUAUGAGCCACAAUAAAUAUAAAAUCUUUAAAAAAAAAAUUAAUAAAUCCUGCCCUUAAUUUUGCAAUUGUCUUUUUGUAUCUUACGACUUGGUAAGGAACCCAGAUUGACUUUCCAAGUAAUAAGUUCAAGCAAAGUUAAUUGCUGAAUUCAUUUUGAAACCUGAGUUGACUUUCAAGGUCAAAGCGAAUCGGUCAUGACUUGCAGGGACUGAUUCUCCUGCAAGAUCUACACUGAAGAAUUGACUGACAGUUGGGGAAGUGACCUAUUUUAACCCGUUAAGGACACAUGACGUGUGACAUGUCAUGAUUCCCUUUUAUUCCAGAUGUUUGGCCCUUAAGGGGUUAAACAGGUUUAUGAAUUUGUUAUAAAUUACCCUGGCACAAUGUGUAGAUGGAAUUUAACACAGAGUUAUCAUAAAAUAAGGUAUGACAGGUACACAUCAAAUCUCUAUUCAUAGGAAAUACUCACUUGUAUUUCAACAAUACUAUAUAAUGGAAUCCUACAUUUGGGUGUUUAGACACCAGAUGGUAUAUUUAAAGUGUAACACAUGCUAAUUUAUUAGUGUGUGGGAAUUUCGACAUAUCAAAAUUGAAUUCAUUCUCCAAGCUGGUUAGGUUUUUUUGUUUUUUGGGGUUUUUUUGUAAUUUUUUUUUUUUGACAUGCAAGUAAGUACAACAGUGCCUGUAUUGCCACAGCAGCAUUAACCGGCUCAAUUUUCAUGGUCAUGACAAGACAGAUUUAUGGCUUUCUGGGUUGACAUACAGUUACUUUAUAACCAGUUAACAGUUCAGGAUCUAAGUGCCUGCUCAUCGACUAUCUGGUGAUGAUGACUUGUUGGUUGUGCCGUUUUUCGUGAUACAUCUAUAUGGCGCAUGAUUGUGGGCAAGUGAUGGCCAACACUUGACAUUGCAGCUGUUAAAGAAUCCCUCUAGUGUUCCAUCCGUCGAGUUCCAUGCCCCUGAAUAUUAUAUCACUGAUAUGGGACAGUGGCCAAUUGAAACAUGUUCCAGUCUAGUAUGUAUGUGGCAUUCCUACAUUUAGUCUCUUGUGUUACUGUCAACAAUUUAAUGGUGAUUCCAUUUUUGUUGUUUUUUGGUUUUUUUUAAAGUAGCGCAGAAAUGUAUCUUCAAAGUGUAAAACAUUUUGGGUGAAGAAGAUAUGAAUAAUUUAAGUGAGGAUGAAGGGUUAAAAUACAACAUCAAAUAUAUAAAGGCCAUAAUGAAAUCAUUUCUAAAAAGCCCAGACAUUUGUUAUUCUUGUGAAUAUCAUAAUCAGGGCAAACAUGAUUUACUUAUAUCUGCCUAAUAUCAUUGUUUAAUUACUUUAUAAAGAAAUAAUGGUUUAAGGGGAGAUGUUUUUUGUUUUUAAGAUUUAAGGAAAGGCGGUUUAUAGUUGAUUUAUAAUGUUUUAAUUUUUUUGAAAUGAAUGGAUUGAGAAUUUAUAAAGAGAGAUAUACUAAGGUGUGAUGAGAGCUCACCAUUAAACUAACAAGGCACCUUGGAUGGUUGUAUGUGCAGGGUCCACUAGUGGGAUGGCUCUCUCACACCGCCAUGUAAUUUCAGUACUUGUUAGCUGUUAGAAAUACACAACAACUUCACUCCUAGUCUACAAGUUAGACCUCGCGGGAUCCCAUAUUAUCACCUUCCAGUGUUGGGUGAUUUGAUCAAGCCUUGCAAGCACGUACACAUAGGCUAAGUGUUUAUUAGGAUUAAAACAGAAAUGAGAGGUCACCAACAUAUGUCUUAUCUUGUUUGUUAUCCGAUUGCAUUCUUUUUCCAACAAAAUGAGAAUAUAACAAAAAUGUGGUUUUCGAGCAUAAAACGAAUAUCGAUUGAUACAUUAAAACUUAUUAUGUGAUUAUUUUAAUUAUAGCUUAUUUUCCAUGAUUUAUAGUAACCUUCCGACCUGCAUAUCUCUCUUUAGAGCGAUUUUGUGACUGUUACUUUCUGGAUUAAUUCAUACCCCAUAGAGAUAAACAGAUUAAAUCAAAAUUCGUUAAAUUAGCGUAACUUUCUUUUUUCGGUUUAAAGCAACUUGAUAAACUAAUUUUGGACGAACCGAAAGUCUUAAAAUACCAAUCGAAAUGAACAUUCUUUCUGUGCAACGUCUGUCAUUUUUAUAAUUUCUCUAACUUAUCAUUGCUUUGCUUGUUUUCUCUUUGUUUGGGGCGCUAAACACAUGCAGUGAUUUUGCUGCCCCAGAGAUACCAAGCCAAAAUCGAUAUGAAAAUACUUAGUUUCACCAGUCCGAAUGAUCUGUGUCUUGUAACAUCUUAUUACAUGGCAUGCUGCAACUGCCCUUAUUCAUUCUGUUAUCUGUUGUCAAUAUUGUCAGAUAAACCAAUCUAUCUAUGCACAAUUUAGUUAUGCCACAACUGAAUUAUUUAUCUGGUUUAUUUUAUUCGUGAUUUUCAUCUACCUCUUUAUGUAUCAAAAUCUUUUAGAUUUUUUUUUUUCUUCCUAAACUACUUUAGUAAGAGAGCCAAUACCUGUGCCAAAUGUUUGUAUGAGUACUGAGUAGAUAUGGGCAUUGCUGAAGUGACUUACAUUGAAAUGUGUGCCAUGGGUCCAGAGUGAACUUCUUAAAGCAUCUGUCAACUGAACAUGACUUUGUAUGAAUUAAACCAUUCUGUCACACACUAUUAUUAUCUUCCUUUAUUAUAAUAAGCUACAGAAACAAACACAAAGUAGAAUGCUGAUUUCAAUAUUCUUGCCGUUUUUUGAAUGCAUUCUGUAUAUGUAACUUAUAUAAUUCUUUGUAUUGUAGUCUUUUUUUUUUUUUUUUUAAUUAGUAUUUUAUUGAGAUUUUGUUACUACAGAAAAUAAAUGACAACCAGGCAUGCAACACGCACAUUGGGGAGCAAAAAGCAUAAUGACCAAUCAUUGGAUGCAUACCAAGUUUAUUAGCCCCCCUCCACGUAGAGUAACUGCAACAGUCAUGCUUUUCCCUCCAAAAAAAAUACACUGCAUAAACUCUUAUGAAAGAGGAAACAACCCCAAGGCAGCAUGUCCCCCUCCCCCUGAUAUAUGCGAUUCUAAAAAUGCUCAACCUGUUGCUGUUAAGGCAACACGGCCAAUUUUGUAAUCAUGCGUGUAAAUCUAGGAGCUUGCUGGGUUCAAACAGAAGGAUUCAGAUUUGUUGGCCAGUUAAGAAAAACCUCAUAUCCAGCUAGAGGAAGGACUCUUGGCUAGAUCCACUCCUUGCCUGAUAAUACCAUCUUGUAGGGUGUCCUAUAGACAUUUAAGUUUGGACAUCUUCAAAACUUUCCCUCUUUUCCACUUCCUUUGACACGUUACAUUUUCACAGCAUACAUGGGCAGUAUUCAUAAAAAUAGGAACACAUAACACAACAUUAAUUUAGGGCAGUCGUGCCUAAUCUAAGAAUCCAAAUGUUUUUGAAAAAUUUAUUUUAAAUCUUAAAAACAUCUAUGUUGUCAAGGUUUUCCGUGACGGGCUUAGUGAUUUUAUCGUAGCAUGAAAUUAUAGUGCAGGUCAUAGAGGAUAGUUUAGGCCACUAUUCAGAAUGACCAAAAUACGUUGGCACAUACUUUAUAAGCGAUUAUUGCCAUCUGUUACGGACACUAAAGGCUUCGUAAAUUAGUAAAAGCAUAUUGCAAUUGUUAUGGUUUAAAAAAUGGUGUGGGAGCAAAACCAGGCCUAGCGCAGUACCAAAUGUCCAGUAACUACAGUGAGAACUUCUGAAUUAACUGUCCAUCACUUGAUGACAAUGAUUGGCUGAGAGCUGGGGGGGUCAGCUGGCUAUGCACCCUUCAGCUCAUAACUGUAAUCAUGAGCUUUAAGUUUUUGGGGAGCUUAAAGUGCCUCCUUAAAGGACCACUAUAGACACCCAGACCACUUCAGCUCAAUGAAGUGGUCUGGGUGCCAGGUCCAUCUAGGAUUAACGCUGCCUGCUGUAAACUUAGCAGUUUCAGAGAAACUGAUAUGUUUACAAAUGGGUUCAUCCAGCCUCUAGUGGCUGUCUCAUUGACAGCCGCUAGAGGCGCUUCCGCACUUCUCUCUGUGAUUUUCACAGUGAGAAGGCGCCAGCAUCCAUAGGAAAGCAUUGAGAAUGCUUUACUAUAGACUGACUGAAUGCGUGGGCGCAUGUGCAUUCAGCCGAUGACGACCGAAGGAGGAGGAGAGUCCCCAGCGCCGAGGGAGCCCGGCCCUGGAGAAAGGUGAGUGUUUAACCCCCUUCUUCCCCCUUCAGCCUGGUGGUAGUGGGACCCUGAGGGUGGGGGCACCCUCAGGGCACUAUAGUGGUCCUUUAAAGUCAGUGAGUGGCCACUACAGAAAGCACAUAACAGGAGUGUAGCCUUACGAAUCAAUUUUUAGGUUGCCAUUUAAAUUACUCUUAGCUCAUAGGUGCCCCUUAGUGAAUUUAUAAAGUACUGCAGGUUAAAAAAAAACAUUUGGAGCAUCUGAAUUGACAUUAGUCUUUUUUUGUCCUCAUACCAGCCUGCUCUUUAACAAAAAUGACAGAAAUCUCUUCAGAUCCUGCAUUUUAUAGAGACUAUUUUUUUAAAAAGAUUUAAGAGGUGAUGCCAGAAGCCCACUUCACCUGAAAUGUUGAGUUUAUUAUAAAAUGUCCUUUGAGAAAUGCACUCAUUAUAAAGAUUUCGCAUGAUGAAUGUGUUAAUGUUUGUUAACUCUGGACCCAGAGAUUGAUAUAGAGCUAUCUGUUAAGUUCUUUAAAACUCAUAUCUGUUUACAUCUGCCUUUGUAUUUGUGAAACAAAUAUACAUUUUGUACAAAAAUAAUAAUAAAAAAAAUAAGAUGAUUGCUGAGAAUGGUUUGUUUGUAUAGAAAACCAAAGUUUUUUUUUAUUGUUUUAUAUUCAAACUUGUUAUACCCACUUCUUUUACUUGAAUGAACAAUAAAUUGACAUUGUAAUUUGUCUCGUUUUAUUGUGGUUUAUAAAAUUGUAAAAUAUAGAUACAAAAAUGUAAUUACACCAGUUUAAUGACCAUUAAAUGUUGUGGAUGACAAUCACAGGGAGGUAAGUAAAAGAUGCUAAAUAUUAAAACUCAAGUUCUGCAGGUCUCAAUAUUGCAAUUGGCUAAGAAGGGAUAUUGUCCUUUCUGGGAAGAUUAUAUAAAAUUAAGUACUACACACUUUCUGAAUUUAAGAACUUUGUGAAAAAAAUACGAAGAGGAAAUAGUUGGUAUUCUUUUCAAUGGUUUACAUAGUGGUAUAAAAUUCCACAGGUAAGCUGACACACGUACGUACAUACUCCUACCACCAAGACCAGUUCAAAUCACUGAAGUGGUCAUCCAUGGUUGGAGUAACCCUUUAAAUAAAAAAGGCUAGCAUAUCGUAGUUUAAGGUGCAGUGUGUUAAAGUUGCAGUUAGCCCAGAUAAUCCUAAUACUGUCAGAUUAUAAAGCAUUUGAAUUUAAUUUUCUAAUUAUGUACUCAGCCCUUCAUCCUUCUGAGGUCGAUAAAAUGAGUACCAUCAAUUGGGUAAUAAUAACAUCUAUUACUAUUCAGCUGCUGAUUUGGUUAAUUCUGAGAGCAUGCGCUGAAAAAGGCUUUGAGUCCCACUGGGAGAAAGGCGCUAUAUAAAUACUAGUUAUUAUAAUAUUAUUAUUACAGGCUAUGAUGUAACUGUCAGUUGCAGUAAUAUUUUUUUUUAAAUUAGAUUUGAUUUAUAGUCUGGUUUCUUUACAAAUCCUCUUUGUUUUUUAAUUAAAUCCUCUAGCUAUAGUGCAUUCAACUGUUUGCUGGGUUUAAGCAUUUUCACUGUGCAAUCAGACAAACUCACAUGAUUAUAUACUAACAGCAGCACCUGAUCUAAGAGCUAUUAGUAUUGUAUAAACUGCAAUAGCGGUUUAACCCCUUAAGGAUACGACGGAAAUGUUCCGUCAUGAUUCCCUUUUAUUUCUGAAGUUGUGUCGUUAAGGGGUUAAUACAGAUUUUAUUGUUUUGUUUACUAAAUUUAGUUUACAGUUUAUUUUCCUCAAAAGAUCACUGGACACCAGUAGGGCUGGUUAAAGACCUAGUAGCUAUUUUAAAACACACUCUUUGGAAUUUGGAGAGAAGGCUCUCUUACUUAUCUGAAGAUUAAGGUGACAGAAAAUACCCGGGACCUAUUCAAAGCUAACUACUUCAAAUUCGGGAGGACACAUAGCCGUGAUCAAAAUGCUGCCAUUGUCCAAUCUGCAAUGCUUUUUAGAUCAUUGCCAAUCCAACUACCUAUUGCAAACCCACAUAAACAUAUACCAUGUUAACCAAGGCCAUAAAGCAAGAAUACCCUUGCAUAUUCGUAGAAGAAGAGUGUUAGAAGGUGGAUUAGGGAUGCCUGUACUCUCUGCUUACAACCACACAGCUAACCUAAGUCAGGGGAUCACACUACAAAAAAAUAAGGACAACACACAAUGGGUAGAAAUGGAAAUAUUUUGGUCCAUGAGGGAAGGGGGUGCACACACUCUUCUGGCUCCCAAAAUCUGACCAAUCCAUAAUGCCAAAUUUACUACCAACCACUGGCCUCGCAUAAAAAACUUGGGACAAAUAUCAAACAGAAUUUUGCACGGAUCUACCCUUGUCAUAGGCAACUCCUAUCCUGUUUUUUAAUUACCGGAUUCCUACUUUCCAAAGUAGAAAAUGGGGGGCUUGUGCUGUGACUUCCUUUUCAAAUAUGGAAAGGAGGUAAAGUGAUACCCUUAGAUCAACUGGCAAAGCAAUUCCACGUACCAAAGGAAAUGUACUUCUACCUACAAUUGCAAACUUACCUAACAUCCCAUAAACUCAUAGAAAAAAACAAACCUAAACCUCUUACCCUACCUUAUCAGAUAUUGGUUUUAUACUUCUCAUUGGUACGUUCUUGCUGGUAUUGAUGGUUAGGACAUCAUACUGUUACGUUUAUGAUGCCUACCUGUCAUUCCAAGUGUAACCAGUUGAAAUUGCACAAUGUCCAAGUCUGUUGUUACUUGUAUAACAAUGUAUCACCAAUAAAGAAAUACAUUUGGGGAAAAAAAGGUCAAUGAUUGGGUGCACUGUGUAAACGGGUGAACUAGUGUGGGUUUUAGAGUUGGGUAUUUGUUUGAUUUGAAAGUAAAUAAAUAUCUCUAAGUUCUACUUGGCUUUAUCCACUACCUGCUGUUAAAGAAAGGAAGGUGCCCCCUCUAUAGGCACACAAGCCAAUAUACCAGGUUUCAGUGACUCUGAAUAAGGUGAGCAAAAUAUUUGCAUUUAAAGUCUUUUUAUAUGUAUAGACCAUACUACACAAGAAAGUUUUCUCUCGUUUUUAUCUUAUUUCUUGAUAUCAUCUUUGGACAAGAAAGAGUGCAGUGUCACCUACGACAUUACUGCUGAUGGGAUUUCAGCCUGUCCCCUAGGGGCUCUUAUCAAUGUGUGUUGACACACGUGUGCUAUACAUUCAAUCCCUUUUUUUUAAUAGAUUUACACUAUAUUGUUUUUUUUUUGUUGUUUUCCUUUUAUAUGUGUCUACUCAUCAUUUGAGUUAAAUAUUUUAGGGUAAGUGUGUACCCUUUAUUUCAAGACAAGAUUAGCCCGGACGAGGGGUCAGAUGAGAAAUGCUACAUAGUGUAAUGCUUCUAAGAAAAUACUACCAUAUGUUACUUUGUGAAUUGUAGGAUUCCAGGCUUUCUGGCAGAAGCUAAGCUCAAAGCUUUUCCUACCUGUCCCACAAGCUAAGCAGAAGAUAAAGAGUCCACCCAGUUUUGCUCGGGGCCGAGCAGAGAAUCCCACAACUAGACUCCAGUCCAGCAGGCAGAGGAGACCGCAACAUCGUCUCUUGAGAAAGGUGCAGACAGGAUGGACACCAGGGCGGAUAAAGCUGGCGGAGACAUGGGGGACCCUACAGCGACAUGAAGAGAGGAGGGGAAGUCGCUUGCCAUCCCUGAGCCUACUGACAACACCUAUGAUGCUGAAUCUGAAGACUUGUGCCGAUCUGGGGAUCCGUGUUAUGCCGAUGCAGGGCAUAGGGUGACCAGACUGCUGAAUACUGACCUCAUGACAUAUAUAGCUUACUGUUAUAUUUCCUUCUGUCCACUAUUGCCACACUCUGUUAUUGUACCUGCCAGCAGUCACUGUUCAUACAGAUAUUCUACUGACCCCUACUACAUACAAGUUAUCCACGGUGGAACACCUCCACUUUUCUUGUUCCUUUGCAAUUCUAUAUAUCUCAUUAGAAUUUAGUUGGUAUAGCUUGACUUACCACUGUUUAUCUUUCCAUUAUAAAAAAUUGUGCAGUAUACUAGACAUGUCAACAUAUGUGUUACUUCUCAUGUCACUAAGCAAUGUCAUGAUCACAAAUGCUUUGUAUAUUCCUUGCAGAACAAAAAUAAAGAAUACAUUUAAAAAAAAGGUUAAACCAUCACGGCAGGGGGACUCAUCCCCCACUAGAUUCUAAGUUACACCAGAGCCAAGAGGGCUCAUUGAAAAUAGUUACUAUUAAUCGGUGGGAUUAUUGAUUGGUUAAUAAUAACUAUUUCCACUGAGCCCUCUUGGCAAUAAUGUAAAUUUCAAUCUUAUUUUUAUUUAUUUAAGGUUCUCUUAUUUUUAUACAGAUUUAUUUGUCUACAUUUAUUUUUUUAAAUUCAUCAUUUCUUUAUUACUUUAAAGUUUUCCUCUAAUUUGCUGUUUUCUGUACCAUAAGAAACUCAGCCCAUACUGUGCCUAAUUAGAAUUCUGCUGAUAGUGCAAGGUACAUUGAAAUAAAUCAGCUUUAUAUACAGCGAUAAUGUUAUUUCAAUUCAAGUGACAAGAGCAGGUUUUCAUUAUGUGAACAGCUGUUUAGAAAUUAAAAAAAGAGCGUUAAUUUAAACAUGUUCAGAAGUGACACGUUGUGAUGGAUGUUGAUUAGCUGACAGAAAAUCAAAAUUUAUAAUGGAAAAUAAAAUUAUCUUCCACAUUUAUUCCAGAGGCUAUUACACUCUUAGAAUUACAAAUUGUGUGACAAUAUACAAUUUAGUAGACAGAACGGCUCAUAGAAUUAUCAUUGAAUCAAUACGUGCUCAUGAUAUACAGCACAUAAGGGCCAAUAUACUUUGAUUCUUAUUGUCCAUUGUCUGACAAAUUCCUUUAAUGACCACAAUGAAAGGACACUCCAGGAUGCAGGUCCAAUUUUUUAAAUAUUACAAAUUAAAAAAAUAAAAAAAGUUGGUCACCUUUGAAGUUUCUAUAUUUGAUGCAAAUACCCACAAUAUGCAGCUUCCUGCUAUGAACUGUGUCCAGACUAAGAGAAAUUGUCAGCCAGUCCUAGCCAUGCAUUAUUUUUAAUUUUUAUGUAAUUAUUUUUUAUGUAAUUUUUAAUCAAGAUGGUCUCAUAAUAUGUAAUUCAGUGCUUGGCAAAAGUUCAAUUAAUUACAGAAAAUAUUAAUUAAACUUCUUUCAGAUGAAUAGCUUAUUUAAUAUUUGUAUUAAAUUAUAGAAAGUUUAAUAAAGGCAUGCAGCGCACCGUCUAUGAGAAAGAAAUAUAGUUUACUGAAUGAAGACAAAAGUUUAAAGUUGCUGGUGUAGGGAUGUAUUUUUGGACAGGCCAACUAACCUGGGCCUAUGAUAGCAGAUAAACGGGGCUGGAAAGGUAACAAGAGGAUCUAAUCAGGCACUAAUGAAAGCAUUUAGAAAAUUGUGAAGAACAGAUGGGCCGAAUGGUUCUUAUCUGCCGUCACAUUCUAUGUUUCUAUGUUUAAAUCUCUCUAACCAGCCUUACAAUUUAAAGGGAGCAACUUGACUGAUAUGUGCUCCUACUGUUGUUCAUCAAUGAAGAUCCAACAUGGAAUGCUGUGAGGAUAAAAGAAAGAACUGAGAUAUAUCCUCAUCUUCCGUGGUAAGAUCUGCGUGGGCAGAUAUUGGGCAAGUACCCGCCCUGCUUGAACAUACUACAAGUAUGGCUACAGCUAUAUCGAGAUCACUGUUAAGAAACCUAUUUAUAUAUUAUGGUGAUUAGAUCAACCCAAAUCCAAAAGUUGUGUUGACUGGGUUAUUAACGAACAUCAACUGUUGAAAAUUCAAAGCAAUUUAAAAAUGUGAAAAUCCCACCAGUAAAGUUAUUUUUGCCUAAGAUUUGAAUCUCGCAUUGGAUUCCCAACACUUCAUGUGUUAGUAAUUCAUUGUUUAAAUUUUAAGAUAAAAUUUGUGAAAAUCAAAUGCAUUUUUAAAUAAAGCGUGCUACCUGCAGAACAACAUAUUACUCAUUGAAAUCCGACAAUAGCAAUAGUUCUCGUAGUAUUCCAAUGGAACCAAAGAUGUUCUAUAACUAAGAAUAACCCAGAUCUUUUGAAAUAGAGCCAUUUGUUUGAACCUGGACCGUUGUUGCCCACUGAGUGGUUGCUUGAGUACCCUUGCUACUCAAAAUGAACUAAUCCAAACAAUAAGAUGAUAUAAUUCUUACUAAACGUCAUGGGAUAGGAGGUUCUAUCCGGAAUUGUAGCUUCAAGAGAAGUGUUUGGUGAGUAGCUAUUAAAAUAUAUUUAAAACACAAGAACCCUUAAAUCUGUAUCUAGCUAUAGACACUAUCACGGUUAUUUAUUAAAGUGAGAAUUUUGCAGAAAUUUAAAGUGAAUUUCAAAAUUGAGGUUCAAGUAUCUGAACUUUAAAUUUCUUACAAUUCUUACAUUAGUAAAUAACCCUAUCUGGAUAGAAAAGUACAAAGACUGUACUGCUCCUAUGAUUAAUAUAAUGUUUAUUCUAGCUGACAAGUUCAGUUUUAAUUGGUCACUUUUUUCGAUCAGCUUAUACUUAGAGUGCAAUGUCCCAGCGUCCAAUACUUAGUAAAUCCAGAUUGUUCCAUGAAUUCCAAACUAGCUUAGAAUAAUUUAAUGUUUGGCUUGUAAUACCUAAACACAAUAACAUUCUAUGUUCUAAGUCUGUGUUUUACUUGGGGCUGAUUCACCAUGCCACAAAUAUCUCCCAUCCCGACUAAUACAAUCCACUCAUUGCACCUCCCCCUGUCUGUCAUUAAACUGGCUUUAACAUGCUGUAUUCUGCUCCUUACUGAUAGAUUUCUUCAUAACACUGCUUCUGUAUACAUAUUCUCACCAUUAAAUACAUAUAUUCCAUCCAGGCUACUCUGUGAAAUACCUACAACUUUCUUCUGCUCAUACUCGCACGCCGACAGUCUUCUUCAAGACUUCUCUACGGCUGUUCCAUUCCUCACUCCAUUAAACUCUUCCCCACAGCCCAUGCCAUCAGAAAGUCACUGAUUUAAGUUAUAUACAUAUUCAUACAUAUUCAUACAUAUUCUCACCAUUAAAUACAUAUAUUCCAUGCAGGCUACUCUGUGAAAUACCUACAACUUUCUUCUGCUCAUACUCGCACGCCGACAGUCUUCUUCAAGACUUCUCUACGGCUGUUCCAUUCCUCACUCCAUUAAACUCUUCCCCACAGCCCAUGCCAUCAGAAAGUCACUGAUUUAAGUUAUAUACAUAUUCAUACAUAUUCAUACAUAUUCUCACCAUUAAAUACAUAUAUUCCAUUCAGGCUACUCUGUGAAAUACCUACAACUUUAUUCUGCUCAUACUCGCACGCCGACAGUCUUCUUCAAGACUUCUCUACGGCUGUUCCAUUCCUCGCUCCAUUAAACUCUUCCCCACAGUCCAUGCCAUCAGAAAGUCACUGAUUUAAGUUAUGGUGGAUGCUGUGGUCUUGUUAGAUCCUUUGUAAUCAUAAUUGUGUUUUGUUUUGGAUUCCUAGCACAUGAAAUUCGAGAAGCAGUGCCUAUGAUGGACAGUUCCCUUCAGCUUCACUCUUUGGCCAGUGCACACCAAGAAGGGAUGUGGCCUUUGUGGAUGCUAGAGGCAAUUGUGGAACUAUCUCUGUUACAGCCAGUGCGGCUGCACCAAGGCAUGCAGAAUUUGGAGGGCCCUUCAGGUAACACUCCCGAUAAGCAGACUGGUCUGAUCAGGGGCUUGGUCGGGUGCUGUGGCCAUUUAGCAGUGUGACCAGGCCCCUUUAAUUUUGGCAGCCAGUGUUGGCUUAAAAUAGUGUAAUUUAAAUAGCAGAUGUAUAUAAUUUUACUUAUUUUAAUAAAAAUUAUUUACAAGUGUGCCUUUGGUGCCAACGAUCUAAACCCCAUCAUCAAGUAAGGUGAUAGCUGUGUGCGAAUGGAAAGAAGGUAACUUCAUGCUAAUUAUUGUGGAUAAAGAGAGACAUAUAUGUGGGAAGGAAUAUCAAUAUUUACUAAUGUAUUUAGAAAAUCGGGCAGACUAGAUGGGCCGAAUGGUUCUUAUCUGCCGUCACAUUCCAUGUUUCUAUGUAAAUUCAAAAGUGAAUUCCAAAUUUUAGGACCUGAAUAGUUGAAGUGACAGCAUAGCUGACUUAGAUAAUUUUUUUAUUUCAGCUUCUCUGACCUUAAAUUUGAAUUUCACUUUGAAUUCUCACUUUAGUGCAUAAUCCAGUGAGUGUUUCUGUCUGAAUGCGUGUAUGAUGUAAAGCUUGUGUCUGUGUGUGUGUUUGUUCCUCUGAUGUUUGUCUUUAUGUCAUGAUCAUCUCUGGGAAUGAUACGUUCAGUAAGUAUCUUGGUACGUAUGUAUGAUUGUUUCCGUGGAAGGAAUUAAUACUUCUUAAAAUGGAAAGUAGGUUAGUGAGGGUGUUACCAUUUCAACCAAUUACAGGAAAACAUUGUAUUUCUCAUCUCCUCUUCCUAAUGUCUAUUUCUGUAGCCAAAUUAAAGUUUUAUCUUCCUCUAUAUACAUUCUUCGUUUCAUUCAGAUUAUGACCCCGGGAAUUCAUGAUUUGUGGAGAGUCUUUCGAAUAAUUUCAAGAAACCAUUUAACACAAAAUUCUAAUAAUUGGAUAUGAUAUUGAAACAGUUUAAAAAGUGCAAAGAUUUUGACCAAUUGCUUGUUUGGAAAUGGGCUAGCCCCCUGCUAGAAAUUUUAAAUAUUGCCCACUAGAUGGCGAUAUUUAACUGCUUUCUUGAAACAGUAGCAGAAGCCAGAUUUUGUGUGCGCGUGUGUGUAUACAUAUAUAUAUAGUAUAUGUUUAAUUUAAGGUUUUCUUAUUUAAAUCACAGUUUUAUAAAAAGAAGUAAAAAAUAAUAUGCUACAUGUAGUUGAAGGAUGAUAUUGUUGUAAUUAUUUUUUAUUUACACUAAUUUUAUUAUAGGGCACCUGCAGAUUGUUCAGCACCAUAUAACAGAACAGGGUUAUAGACAAUAUGAACUUUAACAAUAAAUAUAUAAAGAGGUUCAUUCCUUAGAUAAUCAAUUGUGGUGAUUUGAAAAUCCCAUUGAAAAAUUCAGGUUAAAAUAGGCAAGCGAUUACUACAGUUGAUUAGGAAGAUUUUUCCAAAAGAUAACUUUUUGCCUAAAUUUUGCAAUACAAUUUUACACUCACUACUAAAUGUUUUGUGAAUUAAACCAACAGCUAUAUACAUAAAUGCACAAGAGUACAGAAGCUGUUAGUAAGUGUGUAGGAUUUAUAAAAUCAGUCUUAUUAGAAAUUUACUGAAGGAAACAAGGUGAUUUGUUAUCAUGGGACUCACCUAAGAGGUUGUGCUUUGACUUGCCAGGUGAGCUUACACUUUAAUUUUCUAUGGAGUGAUACUAAGAAACCUCCAGUUAUUUAAAUGUGCAGAGGGAUUUGGGAUAGUGCAAAAAUUUAACUAACAAUGCAAAUGUUCCAACUGCACGUGAAAAUGAAGGCAUUUCAUUUACACUAUCCCAAUAAACACCCACCAUUUUACAAGAUGUAACUUAUGCAGUUUUUAGUUCCCCAAAAGACUUAUCGACAAAACAAAUUAUUUAAAAAAAAAAAAAGUCAAAUCCUGUAUCAUAUUAUAUAAAGCAGUUUAUUACGUAUUCUACGGUUAUUGUCUUUGUGUUUUCUGAAACAUGCAAUUGAGAUCCCUAACAAUGAGAUGGUUAUUUCAUAUAUCUCUGUGACUCCCCUGGCCUGCUCCCGACUUCCAUGGUUCUUUUUGGGUUUUUUUGGGAAGUGCAUACCCAUCUGAGUAAUGCUCUAUCUUGUCCUCCUCUUAUUUUCCCAUUUCUCCCUCAGUAUCCAAUCUUCUCCUUACACCUACUUCCCUCAACCUCCCAACAACCUUCACAUUAACCCCUCUAUGCUGCACUCACCCUUCUUUUAUCUCAUGCCCUGCACUCUUUUCUCUAUUCUCUCCAUCCUCUUCCUACUUGAUAUCAUCCCAGACUCCAUCUAUAUAAAACUCGCUCACACCUUCUGUCUCUAUCUCUCCUCCUGCUUCUAGCAGCUAGUGAUGUCUCUCCCAACCAAGGGCCCGUCAUCUCCUCUACUCACACUAAGUCUAUAAAAAAACACACCCUAACCUCAUGCCAAUACAAUGCCAUCCAUCCCCAUCUACCAAUAUUCAGUGUGCACUUUGGAAUGCCCGCUCCAUCUGCAGCAAUAUAAAAUCAACAGCCAUACACAACCUCUUCGUCUCAAAUUCUUUCACACUUCUUGCACUCACUGAGACCUGGCUGUCCCCCUCUGAUACUGCUACUCCUGCUUCCUUAUGGUGGACUACAAUUCUCCCACACUCCCAGACCAAACAACUGUAAAUGAGGUGGUGUAGGCAUCCUUCUCUACCCUCAAUGUACCUUUCAACCUAUCCUCCCUGCCCCUGCCCUAUCCUUUUACUUGUCCCCCUCCGGUCAUCCUUGGCUAUUCAUUGAACACUUUUCUUCCUGGCUACCCUGUUUCCUCUCCUCUUGCACUCCUUCCCUCAUUCUUUGGAACUUUAAUAUCCCAAUUAGCAACCCUAACUGCCCUUAUGCCUCUCAUCUGCUCUCUAUAACCUCCUCCGUUGGACUCACACACUGGUCUAAUUCAUCAACUCAUAGAGCAGGAAACACUCUUGAUCUUCACAACUCUCUGUACCACCUAUAAUCUAUCCAAUGUUCAAUUUCCUCUAUCUGACCACCAUCUGCUGUCCAUUGACAUCAGCAUACCCCGUACCCAAAGUACUCCACCUUUACCACGUCAGUCUUGCAGAAACCUCCACUGUCUUGACCUACAGCAAUUCCCCACCAACCUCCAAAGUCUCCUUUCACCCAUCUCAAAUCUCACCUGCCCUAACACUGCAACCUCAGUCUGCAACUCCACUCUCUCCUCUCAACUAGACAGCUUAGCACCUCCUACACUUAAACGCACUAAGCGCCCCCCAAUUACAACCCUGGCACACCAAGCUGACCUGAUACCUCCAAAAAUGUCCCAGAACUGCUGAACACUGCUGGAGAAAGUCUCACUCUACAUCUGACUUCCUCCACUAUAAAUUUAUGCUGAGCUCCUACAGUCUGGCUCUUUCUUCUUCAAAAGAAAACUACUUCAAAUCAUUUAUAACCACACUCUCCCGCAAGCCUAAAUGACUGUUUCAUGCUUUUAACUCUUUGUUCUGCUUUGUUCUUCUCCCUGUUGUGCCUCCUCCUCCUACCAACUUGACCGCCACAAACUUUGCAACUCACUUCACUGUGAAGUGAAAAGAUCUUAACUGCGACACUCCCUCAACAAUGCUAUGCUCAUUUGCACCCACUAUAGCAGAAGAGGUUUCUGCUCUGCUCCAUUCCUCCCGCUGCACCACGUGUUUCUUCGAUCCUAUUCCCUCGUAACUUAUCUGCACUUUGGCUCCUUCCUUUGCUUUGCUUCUAACUAAAAUUUGAAAACUCUCCCUCUCCUCUGGCACAUUUCCUCUACCCUUCAAACAUGCAACCGCCCGUAACACCAAUUCUGAAAAAACCCAACCUUGACCCUAAUUCCCCAUCCAACUACCACCCUAUCUCGCUACUGCCGUUUGUCUCCAAAUUUCCAUUUGGCAAUUUCAAUGUGUAAAAUCUGAAAUGCACAAGUUCUUGAAACUAUAACUUUCCAAAACACCUGGACAUAGGGAGUACUGUUCUAUUUGUAAGACUUUGCUGAACACAAAUAUGUUUUAGAGCAUUAAAAUAUAUAAUGCUGAUGAUAUUAUCAGUGAAAAGGCAUUUUUUGUGUGAAAAAUGCUACAAACAAAUAUGAACGCUAACUUUGGGUAGGGUUUGUGACUAAGAGGUUACUAAAAAGAAUUGGACCAAUUUUGAAUACCCUGGGUUGUCUAUUUUUGCAAAUGGUAUGCCAUGAUGGGGUUAAUUUUCAUUCCUGGGCUGCUAUAUGAUCUCAAAGGCAACAUAACCAAUUUGACUAAUUUCAAUGUGUAUAAAUUGAUAAGGGAAACCUGCUAUAUUUGACCCUGUAACUUCCCAUAUAACCUGUAAAAGGGGGAUAUUAUUGCUCUCGUGAGACAUCGCUGAUCACAAAUAUGUGAAACAUCACAAACAGCAUUAUGACAUGCACAGUUAAAAUUCCACGCAGAACUAAGAAAAUAGAAUUUCUUAAUUUCUUACAACUUUUUGUUUUUUAUUUAUAUAAAAUUAUGAUUUUAUAUAUAUAUAUAUUUAAUCAUAAAAUCAUAAUUUUAUAUAAAUGCCACACCAGUGAGGUGGAUGGAUUAUCUCGGCAAAAGAGAAGUGCUCACUAACACAGAUUUAGACAGAUUUGGAACAAUAUUUGAAAGAAAUAGGCCUUUUGUAAACAUAGAAAAAGUCUUAGAUCUUUAACCCCUUAAGGACACAUGACACGUGUGACAUGUCAUGAUUCCUUUUUAUUCUAGAUGUUUGGUCCGUAAGGGGUUAAGUUCAGCUCAUGAAAAAUGGGGGCAAAAACAAAAGUGUUGUGCUUAUAAUUUUGUUCAGUGUAUAUAUACUAUGAUAUGAAAGCCCUGUUUCUCCUUAACAAAAUGAUAUAUAAUAAGUGUGGGUGCACUUAACAUGAAAGAGGUAAAUUAUGGUUGAACAGACAUAUAGUCAAAUUCCAGGUUUUGUUCUGAUUAGAACUUGUACAAUUGCCCCUGUCCUUAAGGGGUUAAUGUUAACGUUACAAACCUUUAUAGCUAAUAUAACGUAAUGGGAAGCUGAUGCCAUGGUUUUUACUCCAGUUUUAUAACUUCCUCCACUUUUCUAUUAAUACAGCUUUUAUAAACCUCACGUCAUUUCCCUUCAUUAUUAUUGUAUUCUGCUGCUAAGAAAAAUUUAUUCUGAAACAAUGUAAAAGAAUAUUGUAUGAAAAACAAGUGAAGUAUCAUAUCGUUUUAGUUUUACUCAUAAAUGUGAAUUUUUCUUCUCAGGAAGUUAAAAGAAAUAUCAGAAACAUUUUUUUAUAAUAUUUUAAUAUUCGUUUAUGAUGUUUCUACAAAAAAAAAUGCCCAAACUGUAACUAAAUUGUAAGUUAUAUAAACCUCAUAAAAGUGUAUAAAACUGGGGGACGUUUAGAGUGCGGAAUGGUGGUAAAUAAUAUCCUCUGUAAGGGAAUUCUCUACUUUAGAACCAAUUUUGAAUAUGAGCUUCUUCGAAACACUUAUUAGAACCAAAAUAUGGACAGCUUGAAUCUCCCAUCUUCUCUGGAAACCCUCAUUAGAACCAGGAAUCAGACAUUUUUCAUCUCCCAUCUUCUCUUGAAUACUAAUUAGAGCCAGGACACAGCCAUCUUCCAUCUCCAAACUUUCCUUGAACACUCAUUAGAACCACUAUAACAGAACCACUAUAAAAAGCCACCUAUAGACACACUCCUUAGAACUAGUAGAUGAUCAUCUUCUAUCCCCAGCAUCUCUGGCACACUCAUUAGAACAAGGAUAUGGCCAUUUUCCUUCUCCCAGUUUCUUUCAUUCAUUACAACCAGGAAACAGCCAUCAUCCAUCUCCCAGCAUCAUUAGAACACUCAUUAGAACCAGGAGACACUCAUCUUCCAUCUCCCAGCGUCUCUGGAACACUCACUAGAACCUGGAAGCAGCCAUCUUCCAUCCCCUAGCUUCUCAGAGACACUCAUUAGAAUCAGGAGCCAUCCAUCUACUAGCUCCUCAGAUCAGAUCAGCCAUCUUCCAUCUCUCAACAUCUCUGGAACACUCUUUAGAACCAGAAGAACAGCCAUCUACCAGAUUCUCAGAGACACUCAUUAGAGCCAGUAGAGAGUUAUUGUAUAUUAACCAGCAUCUCUGGAACACUACUUAGAAAAAGGAGGCAAUCAUCUUCCCUCUCCUAGCUUCUCAAAGCCAUUCAUUAAAACCAGGAAACAGGCAACAUCCAUCUCCCAGCAUCUUUGGAACACUCAUUAGAAUCAGGAGACACUCAUCCUCCAUCUCCCAGCAUCUCUGGAACACUCAUUAGAACCUGGAAGCAACCAUCUUCCAUCUCCCAGCUUCUCAGAGGCACUCAUUAGAAUAAAGAGUCAGCCAUCUGCUAGCUUCUCAGAAUCACUCAUUAGAAACAGCAGAUGGCCAUCAUCCAUCUUGCAGCUACUUCGAAGCACUCAUUAGAACCAGGAAGCAAAUUAUUUAAUCUCCCAUAUUCUCUGGAACACUCAUUAGCGCCAGAAGACAGCCAUCUUCCAUCUCCUAGCUUAUCUGGAACAUUCAUGAGAACCAGGAGAUGGCCAUCUUACAUCUCUCAGCUUCUCCGUGACACUCAUUAGAACCAGUUUUCAUGAUAAUACUUAUGUAUAAAUAUAUAUAUUUAUAUGUGUGUGUGUCAUCUGAAAGAUAUUAACAAUAUUUUUGAUAAAACAAUAUUUCUAAACAGAAGUACUUGUCAUAUGAUCACCCUAGCUAUUUAGUUAAGUCUGAAAGAGAACUAUUACUUGAAUUUUGCUUAUCUGAAUGAAAUAAACAUUUGGCACCAUGCAUUAAAAUUAGGUAGAUACAGCAAAAUAUUAGUGAUCACAAUUAUUUUGGAAUGCCUCCCUUCAUCUGGAAAGAGUAGUUCAUCCGUAUUGUCCUUCAGAAUACAGUAAACACGAUUUUAUAUAAUUUGGAUAAAAAAACCUUACUGUCUGCAGCAGAACACUGGAAUUAAUUAUACAUUUUCUGAAACAAACAAAAUAUUGUUUAGUAUUGUUGUAGGAACAUCAUGCUAAAAUAAAGCAUUUCAUUUCAACUGAUAUUAUUGUGAAAUAAUGCACAUUUGUAAUUUGUUGGGUCUUUACCAGUGGCAAAUUAAUUAUGCACAUUAAUUACUGAAGCACUUUCCAUUCUCCAGUGUUUAGACAGAAUUUGGGAGAAGGCACGUGUGUGAUGUAGGUUUUGCAAUUCUAAUGAUGGAACUGACAUGGAGUUUGAGCUAAGUAGGUUAUUCAAUAAAUUGUGAAUUGUGGGAAAUUGCUAAUUCUGGCACAGCUGGAAAAAUAGGUGAGAAUUAUGAUUUUUCCAAAUAGACUAUACUGGCCUAAAUUCACUUUUUAAAUCUCCAAAAUUUUCAGUUUAGCAAAUAAAUUCUAAGGUUUCAAAUGUCAUUGUCUAAUUGUAUCUCUUUCCUUUUGUAUGAGUGUAAAAUCAAUGUUGUUGAUAUUUUCUAGACUUUUUUAGAUUUGGUUUAGAUUUGUUUUCGGAACGAACUUCAUUUCGGACGAUUUGGUGGUUCGACAAAAUCCAGAAUCCUCAGCCAACAUAACGCCGAAUAAUGGACUAAACGAAAUGCACAAUGGCAAACAAGGUUCGGGGCGAGUCAAAAAUCUAAAUUUUCCCCAUUGUUUCCAAAACAAACAUACAAGAUGAUUGAUGGGAAAAAGGAUGAUUGACCACUGGGAACAGUCACUAUAUGAUGGGUUUAUUCACAGGUCAAGUAAAGUUAUCAAAGUAGGUAAAAAAUGUUUUACCACAAUUUAGUAUAGGGAACGACCUUGAAUACGAUGGAUGGAACAAGGAGAGACCAGACAGAUCUAGAAGCAUCUGAAAAAUAAGACUAUCAUUGAUUAAAAAUAUUUUAGGUGAUAUAAUGAUCAACUGAUAUCUUUUUGAGUCAUUGGUUAAAUUGUGGUUUUAAUGAAUUCCACACUAAAAAAACAGUAUUUGAGGACUGUAUCAAGUAAUAGUAUUUUAUGUAUUAAUAUACAGUCUUGGGAAAAAGAAAGUACACUCUCUUUGAAUUAUAUGGUUUUAAAUAUCAGGGCAUAAUAACAACCAUCCGUUCCUUAGCAGGUCUUAAAAUUAGGUAAAUACAACCUCAGGUGAACAUCAACACAUGACGUAUUAUACCGCAUUCAUAAUUUAUUUAUUUAACAUAAAUGAAGCCAAAAUGGAGGACAUGUGUGAAAAGCUAAGUGCACCCAUACUGCUUCCAUAGGAAUUAAGAAGCUAAGUAGCAGGCAGGUGCUGUUAAUAAAAUGCCCUUACUUAAUUGAUCAUCAACAAGUGUGACCAUUUUUAUUAAAGCCAAAGUUCUAGCAGUUUGCUGGUCUGGCGCAUUCAGGUGUGCCAAGGAGGAAAGACAUCAGCAAUGUUCUUAGAGAAGCAAUUGCUGCUGCCCAUCAAACUGGGGAGGGUUAUAAGGCCUUUUCCAAACAAUUUAAAGUCCAUCAUUCUACAGUGAGAAAACAUAUUCAAAAGUAGAAAACAUUCAAGCAGUUGCCAAACUUUCCAGGAGUGGACAUUCUAGCAAAUUGACCCCAAGGUUCACCCCAAUGCUGAGAGAUUUUGCAAAAAACAAAGAGUUGCAUCUGAACAAAUGACAGGACUUCUGGAACAAUGUCCUUUGGACAGACAAGACCAAAGUGGAGAUGUUUAGCCAUAAUACACAGCGCCACAUUUGGUGAAAACAGAACACAGCAUAACCACACAAACACCUGGUACCAACUGUCAAGCAUAGUGGUGGAAGGGUGAUGAUUUGUGCUUGUUUUGCAGCCACAGGACCUGGGAACCUUGCAGUCAUUGAGUUGCCCAUGAACUAAUCUGUAUACCAAAGUAUUCUAGAGUCAAAUGUGAGGCCAUCUGUCCGACAGCUAAAGCUUGGCCAGCAUUGGGUCGUGCAGCAGGAAAAUGAUCACCAGCAAAUCUUCAAUAGAAUGGCUGAAAAAGCAAAGAUUCAGGGUGUUGCAAUAGCCCAAUCAAAGUCCAGACCUCAACCCAAUUGAAGAGCUUAUGAGAGCUGUGCAUAAACAAAUGGCAGCAAACCUCAAUGAACUAAAUCAACAUUAUUAAGAAGGGUGGGCUACAAUUCCUCCACAAUAAUGUGAGAGGCUGAUAAAGUCAUACAGAAAAUGAUUACUUCAAGUUAUUGCUAUUAAAGGUAGUUCUGCAAGCUAUUGAAUCAUAAACUAGAUUUACUUUUUCACACAUGGCUUCUCCGUUUUUACUUUAUUUUUGUUAAAUAAAUCAUGACACAGUGUAAAAUGUCAUGUGUUGUUGUUCAUCUCAGGUUGUAUUUACCUAAUUUCAAGACCUACUAAGGAAUAGAUGUUUUUUAUUAGGUCAUGACUGUAAGUAGAUACAACAAUAUUGUAGAUCACUGGUGACCAUUUCUGAGAUAUUAACUGUCAUAGUGUGUUUUGACUUUGGAACGUUGGAGAAAUGACUUUGCAAAAGGCCAUUCAUUAUACCAGAUUUGUGAAUAUUCAGUUUAUUAACUGGGGACAACACAGAUCGAGCUCCAAGUACAAACUGUAUGUUCUCCAGUUGAUUGCAUUAAUAAGUUACUGGCAUUACCGCCUGCCUCAAAGUCAU